AUGAGCAAGGCCACUCAGGGAGCUGAACUUCAGGAGCUGAUCCAGAUCGCAGAAUCUGCAGUUGAUGAGGGAGCUGACACGAAUGCUGACGGUUAGAUUUUCAUAAUGUAUCAUUUAUAUUUCAAAUAACUCUGAAAUGUAAAUGUCACUGAUGAUGGAAUUUACCAUUUUAAUCAGGAUCUCUUCUUUGUUUAGGAUGGGACAGUGACCUUACCUCCAUCCUUCUCCUGCCCCAUUUGAUUCCUCCGUCAUCACAAGGCCGCAAAAGACCAGGCAAGAUGUCUGCCUCCCAAGCUGAACAGCAUCUUGUGAUAUUCCAAAAGGUUUGUAUUGCCAUUCUUAUUCUUGGACAGUGCUGCAGCCGUUAUGAUGAACUAAUGAUGGUGUUCCUUUUGGUCAUCUUCAGGCAGGAACCAGUAUCCAGGAGCACCUUGAUGCGAUUGACCAGAGCCGCCAACCAUAUCUUUUUGCAGUCGGGACCAGGAAGAGCAGAAUCCAUGCUUUCUUCAUCAUCCUGGACAAGCGAGCCUUGCUGUGCAAGUCAACGAGUGCUCUUGGUGCCUUCGAUGAGCUUUUCAAGACUCACUUUGUUUAUGGUACUGCUUACAAUACAAUGCUGCGCAACCUGUACACCUUCAUACAGACAACUGUGUACAACACAGCAUGUUUAACUCAGGGCACAAUUUAAAGAUGGAGUUUACUUUGAUUUGGAAGAUGGACUAUGUAUGAAGAGACAUUCUCUCUUUUCUAAAGAGAAAAAUGCAUUGCAAAUUCAACUCUUUUAUGAUGACUUUGAGACUGCUAAUCCAUUGGCAUCAAGAAAGAGUAUUCACAAGUUGGGAGGUAUAUACUUUACUUUGAGAAAUUUCCCCCCAAAGUUAAAUUCCAUUUUGGUAAAUAUUCACUUAUGUGCACUCUUCCAUACCCAGGACCUUAAAACAUAUGGAUUUGAUUCCAUUCUAGAGCCAAUAGUAAGCGAUUUGAAAGUGCUUGAGACUGAGGGUAUUGAAGUUCCCGUCUUCAGUGGUCGUAUACAUGGCAGUAUUGUCCAAGUAACUGGAGAUAAUCUUGGUAUACAUUGCCUGUUUGGUUUUGUGGAAUCAUUUAGUGCUUGUUAUUGUUGCCGUUUUUGCCUCACUGAGGAAGUGGAUUUUCAAACUGUGUUCUUUGAAGAUGACCCAAAAGUGACUUUACGAACAAAACACAUGCACUCAGAGCAUUGUCAAACUAUUCAGUCAAACCCAACACUACCUCAUGUGUACGGUGUGAAGCAUGCUUGCUUAUUGAACUCUCUGCAGUACUUCAAUACUACAGACAAUAUUUAUGUUGAUAUAAUGCAUGACAUUUUAGAAGGAGUUGCACAAUUUGAGUUAAAACUUGUGUUACAGUAUAUACAAGCCAACUUUGUGACUGCUAAAGAUGUGUACGGUAGAAUUCAAUCAUUUAACUAUGGCUACACAGAGAGGAGGAAUCGUCCACCUGCAGACAAAUUGGAUGAUGGGAGCAAUGAUUUAGGUCUAAAUGCUAUUCAGUCUUGGUGUCUUCUCCGUAAUUUGCCAUUGAUAUUUGGUGAUCUGGUACAGAAAGAUGAUAAAUACUGGCAGCUGCUUCUGUUACAUCUACAAAUUGUAAAUAUUGUGUUUUCUCCUAUACUAACAGAGGGCAUGACUAUCUAUCUGAAGCACUUAAUUGCUGAACAUCAUAGGCUUUUCAAGUAUGUGUUUCCUGAUAGAAAUCUGUUACAGAAACACCACUUCAUGAUACAUUAUCCUCGUUGUAUAAGGAAUAUUGGGCCCAUUCUUCACUCGUGGUGUAUGCGCUACGAGGCAAAACAUAAUUUCUUUAAAAAACAACUGAAGAGUUUUAAGAAUGUCACUAUGACCUUAACCAAGAAACACCAAAAUUACAUGGCAUAUAAUUGGGAAACGUUCAGCCAGGAUAGACCUGCUAUAGGUCCAGGAAAGAUGUCAAGGCUCAAUGACCUGAACGAAGGCCAUGAGAUUGCUGCCAAGUUGAAUGUCUCAGUGCACACAAAUGUUUUCUCAGUUAAAUGGGUAAAGCACCAUGGCACAGAAUAUCAUCUUGAUUUGGUCAUAUGUGGUGAAGUAGUCAUUGAAAUGCCAGUAUUUUACAGAAUUAAGGCUAUUGUUCUGAAAGAGGAAAAUGUUUUUUUGGUUGGGUCAGCUCUUGAAACCUUAUGUUUUGAUGAUAAUUUGCAGGCAUUUAAAGUUGUUUUGAAGCUAAUAUAUUUUCCAUUUACAUGGGGGAAGAGUAAAUAAAUUAACACUGAAUAGAUUUAACACAUUUUUACUCUAAUAGGAGUCACCCUAGAUCAACACUAGUGAGUGUCACUGUAACACUCAGUGUUGAUUACCUCUUAGUGUUACAUUUGAUCAACACCGGCCAGUGUAGUGCAGUGUUAACUUUUUGCACUCCUCAGUGUUAAAUCAACACUAUAAAUGUAACACUUUGAUCAGUGUACUUUUUACUCUGUGGGACCAUAUGUACUCGCUGACAGUGUUAAAUGUAACACUUAAAGUGUUGAUUUAACACUUUCAAAUUUACUGUGUACAAAAAGAUUGUUAGGGAUAAAAAGGGGUUCAAUCUACGUAAUGCCCCACUUACUAAAAGAUUCCGGGUCGUCUAUGACAAGAGAUGACUUUUACCUGACGGGACCACCUUACCCUUUGGUUACUGACUUUAUGUUCCAAUCCUUUUACCUGACGGGACCACCUUACCCUUUGGUUACUGACUUUAUGUUCCAAUCCUUUUACCUGACGGGAUCACCUUACCCUUUGGUUACUGACUUUAUGUUCCAAUCCUUUUACCUGACGGGACCACCUUACCCUUUGGUUACUGACUUUAUGUUCCAAUCCUUUUACCUGACGGGACCACCUUACCCUUUGGUUACUGACUUUAUGUUCCAAUCCUUUUACCUGACGGGACCACCUUACCCUUUGGUUACUGACUUUAUGUUACAAUCCUUUUACCUGACGGGACCACCUUACCCUUUGGUUACUGACUUUAUGUUCCAAUCCUUUUACCUGACGGGACCACCUUACCCUUUGGUUACUGACUUUAUGUUCCAAUCCUUUUACCUGACGGGACCACCUUACCCUUUGGUUACUGACUUUAUGUUCCAAUCCUUUUACCUGACGGGACCACCUUACCCUUUGGUUACUGACUUUAUGUUCCAAUCCUUUUACCUGACGGGACCACCUUACCCUUUGGUUACUGACUUUAUGUUCCAAUCCUUUUACCUGACGGGACCACCUUACCCUUUGGUUACUGACUUUAUGUUCCAAUCCUUUUACCUGACGGGACCACCUUACCCUUUGGUUACUGACUUUAUGUUCCAAUCCUUUUACCUGACGGGACCACCUUACCCUUUGGUUACUGACUUUAUGUUCCAAUCCUUUUACCUGACGGGACCACCUUACCCUUUGGUUACUGACUUUAUGUUCCAAUCCUUUUACCUGACGGGACCACCUUACCCUUUGGUUACUGACUUUAUGUUACAAUCCUUGUGUGUCUUAACCCUGAAGAUACAAUGGAUGCUGUAGAAGGUUUUGAUCCUUGGUUGCAACUACCAUUUUCAGCCUUAAUUGCAGGACCAUCCAAUAGCGGUAAAACUUGUUUUGUAAAAAGUAUUUUAGAGAAUUCUGAACAUGUAUUAUCUCAGAAACCUGACAAUAUCGUGUGGUGUUAUUCAUGUUGAUACAAAUACAUGUUGAAGAUAAUGUUCUGCAUGACAUGUUGACACAUGUUCCAGCACUUAACCGGAGAAAUGUUAGAUACAUUAUGAACAAAAUAAAAGACUCCAAGGGGGGCCGCUACUUGGAAUGACAAAGGAGAGUUUAUCUUUCAGGGGGAUGUUGUCAAGGAUUCUCAUAUGAUGGACUUGCUUAAAAGUAUCACUGCAUCUCACAAGAUUGUGGAUGAUAGGAGAACUCCGGGGAUGGCGUCAGUUUCUUAAAGCCAUGGCAGUCCUAAAGAUGUUAUUGGAACCCCUCCCCCCUUUGAAUGGGUUAAUAAUACCUCCUAUGUGGAUGAACCCUCACCCCUGACCUCCUCCGGACCUUUUCCUAAUCCUGAUCUCUCAGCAUGGUUAGACUUUUGAAUGACUUUUGAUUAAAUUCAAUAAAUGUAAUUUCAAUGAAAUGAUACAAUUUAACAUUUUGUGACAUUCUUUAAACAUUUGACGUGAGCAUACACAUUGAUUAUAGGGUCUUAAAGGACAUAUACUUAAACACUUUUGACAAUUUCUAACAAAACGAUCUACUGUGCUAUUAUUACUGCUUAAAUCAUCAUUAUAAAGAGACAUAAAAUCUUCAAAACAAACUCCACAGGCUCUUUGACACAGGUAGAAUACACAGCGUUGACCACAUGUAGUAGAAAGGUUAUCUUGUACUUGUUUGAUGCUGUAGUAGAGCUUUGAUCCAUUUUUGUUAAGAAACUGUUUAAUAGAUGGGGGAAAUGAGAAAAUCCAGGGGAGGAAGCCAUAGGAAUCAAAAAGGUUGAGGUCUUUCUACCUCUUUCGUCAUCUUCUAAUGUCACAGCUAACCAAUGUUCACCACGCAUGUGUUUAGGAUGGGUAUUGACAAUAAACAUGGCAGGUCGAUCCUGCCAUUUCUCAAUAGGUAGUUCAUCACAAACCCAUACUCCACUAAAUUGUUUUCCGAUCAAGCGGCUCAUGAGACCUUGUAGCUCUUGGGUAUUCAUGUUUUGAUCAUUGAUCCUUAAUAUCUUAAUUAAUAUUAACAUUAACAUUCACUUCCAAGAUUGAAUCAGAGCAUGCAUAAACAAUCAUACUAACUGUACGAUCUAAAGGUGUACGGAAGAACAUUUACAGCCUGUUGGACACCACAGAUAGAUUUCCUGAGGUGUCUUCAUCCUGUGAUAAAUUGAAAGCAUACAAUGUGUAACCCUCUGCAAAAAAUCAUUUCUGCCAAUAGGUAAAAACAGAUAUUUUAGAUGCCUCCCUGUAGCCAGGAAUAGAUUGUAAAAUUCUCGCACGGAUAUGUUGUUAUUGAAUUGUGGUUGGAAGGCCUUAGCUGGGACCUGACGUCCGUCCUGACAGACAGCUACAUACUCUGCAUUGAAAAGCUGAAAAUUAAAGGGUUUUUUAUGUAAGCUGCCUGUAUUAGAGGCAUGAUCAACCAAUCCUAUAACUAUGUAACGGGGUAAUGGGCCGAAUCUAGAACUAGGCUGAAUGUUGUCAUGGUAAUUCUUUGGAGAAGGUAAAGGGCAUUUCCUUUAAUCAAAGCCUGUGAGUGACCCAAUCGAACGGCUGGAGAUACAGACACCUUUUUAAUAAAAAGCGUAGCCCCCAACACUUUUAAACUAAAGUCACCGUCUUGUGCAGCCAUCAGACAAAACUCCUCCUUGGCCCUUGUUAAUUUUAACCUUAAAUCAACCGAAUUUAAGAGUAAACGUUCUUGAAAGAAAAUGUCAGAAUGUAUAGGUCCUAGCGGAUGAAACUCUCGGGAAGCUGCACAGUAUACCGCACAUGCCUCCAGUCCUUUGUUUUCACCAUUCGUGGGGUCCAUGGAUUCCAUAGAAGCUCCAGCAGUAUCCUUGCUAAACAGCCCAGCGCUGAAUUGUGUCUUCGGAGUAGUUUAGUAAACAUUCCAGGAUAGCACUAUAAGGAUAGGUAGAACUGCUUUGACGUUCACCCAAAGUCACAUCUACUUGGGAGAAGAUGGUAGCCAAGAGAUAAUUAACGAGGCUCACCUUGGCAUCAUUUGCAAUAUUUUUCUCAUUUAGCAGACGCGCUUAUCCAGAACAACUUACAGGAGCAAUUAGGGUUAAGUGCCUUGCUUAAGGGCACAUCAACAGAUUUUUCACCUAGUCGGCUCAGGGAUUAGAACCAGCGACCUUUCGGUUACUGGCACAACGCUCUUAACCACUAAGCUACCUGCCGCCCCAAUAUUAGUCCCAUCUCUUUUGGUCACUCUGAGACGUAAAUGUAAUAAGGUGUUGUUGAGGUCCAGGUAGUUGUCACCAUGGCCUGGGAUGAAAAACUAUAUAGGUCCAUUGUCUGUAAUGGCAGAGAGUGGGGCUAUCUCCACAUUACAGGACCUAUCUAUUGAAAAUUGGGUUAAGGGGGUCGUGAAAAGAUCGAGCUCUGUUUUUAUAGCUUCAGAGGACAUCUGGUGUAAAAGAGUCCAUGUUGAUUGUUCUUUUAGAAAACGCUUCUGAGUAUUAUUUUUGCAGUUUUUGGUCGAGACCUCCUCACUUUACGUCGUCUUUGACUUACUGACUUUCUUCCAGCGGUUAACCUCCGCUUUUUAAGGGCGGGCAUACGUCUUAUACCCGGAGGUCUCUUUUUUGGUCUUCGAGACAACAGCAUGAGGCCUGAGCCUUCUUGAUGUUCAGGAUCUGAUGACGCACGUCUAGUCAUAGCAUUAGCCACCACCUCACUUACUAUAUUUUCAGCUGCUGAUUUAGAGUGAGGUUUGGCUAUGCUAAUGCCUCUCUUCAUAAAGGGUAUAACCAUCCUAAAGAAGUUACGAAAUAUAGCCCCUAUCCCCAAACCAUACAUGGUCUGGGUUCCAUAAUAACCGGGUAAUCCAUUACCCAGUUGAUCAACAUAGUAUGAUACAUAGCGGUUAGGAUCGAGAUGGUGGUUGUGUACCAUAACCAUUUUUAUUAUGAUUAUAUAUAAGAAAUGUUUUUGAUCUGUAGAGAAGCUUUGACAGGUCUAAAGUGGAGUUUUACAAUCACUUUACCAUAAGUAAACUCUAUAUUUUGGUUCUGAUCCGUUUUAAUCUCAACCUGGAUGUUUUCAAUAUAUUUCUUGCUUACAGGUACGUAGUGUGGCUUGUCAUAGUUAACACUGACUACAUCCCCAUCCUUUCCAUCAAUAUGAACUGUUCGCAGGAGGGGUACAUAACUCUCUCCUACUCUUUGAUAGGAUAUGAUGUCGGUAUGCACAAACAUGUUGUAAAACCCUGCAUGUAUAUCCACAGGGUAUGUGAAUAAUCUAUCUGUCACAGCCACCCAUUUAUUGGGCUUCAUCCCCAACAUGUAGGAUAAAUUACCACUGGUCUGUAUAUCUAGCUCAUCAUCCGCUGUGAUUUGUACACGUUUUUGAAUAGAGAGGUAGGUCAACAGUAAUUUCAUAUGGUUCAGGGCUAGGAGGCCGUUCAUCUCAAAGAUGAUCCUCUCUACAGUUCUAUAGAAUCCUUUUUUAAGCUUAAUAGGUUUAGGGAGUUCAGAUAUCCUUUUAAAAUAAAAAUCACGGUCCUUUUCCUUGACUUUAUACCAACUAUGGGGGUAUGUAAUCUCGCUGAGACCUACUUCCCUGGCCUCUGAUAACUCUAUAGGUUUUGGAAAAUGGUUGGUUGUAUAAUCCAAACUUUUGUUAUUCAGAUUUAUAUCUGCAGAUGAAUUACUGGGGAGAGUCAGGUAAAAUCCACGGUGCUCCAUGAUGCACUCCAGUGUACACUCGAAUGGAAGUUUCUUUAUCAUGCAUGAGGGUUUAAGUCUACGCCCCCUGCCUCCACUUCCUCUUCCUCUAAUACCCAACUGUUGAACUUUUGGGGACAGUUGUUCCAAUGGACCAACACCCAUGUUUUACCAUUUUCUCUCUUUUGAUCCAGAAUCUCCUCCACAUUAAAGACUUUGUCAUUACCCAUCUUUACCUUCUGGAGUUCCUUCUCAUAAAAGGAACCCUCUAUAUGCUCCCCAUCAUAAUCUUUUAACUUGUAGACAGGAGGUAUACGGGGUAAACAUUCUGUAACUGUGAACAGCUCAUUGCUGUAACCUUGCUCAUAUUUUUUGUCGAAAACACCCCUCAACUUGGAGAUAUGUACCAAGUCACCCACUAUGAAUUUAAAAUCAAUGUUUUUCUUACGGCGAAGGGGGAACAUUCCAUACAGAUUCUUAAAGACUUUAAAAUAGUUUUCUGAAGACACCUCAGAGGGCUUCAUACAUAUACUCUUGUUAUAGCUGUAGUUAUAGCCCUUUACUAAAUCUUAAACUAUAUCCACAUAUCUACGGGUGUUGUGAGCCGUAUUUCCACAUCCUCUCCUUCAAAGUCCUGUUAAAGCGUUCAACCACCGAAGCUUUCAAAUCCGAGCCUGUAGCAAAAUGUACUAUAUUGUGAUUAUUCAUGAGUUUCUGAAAAGGCAUAUAAAAAAAACGUUGACCGCCGUCAGUCUGCACUUUCUUGGGUGUUUCUCCUUCCUCCAAGAUAGAGUCAAAGGCCCGGGUCACCUCUGCCCCACUCUUAUUUUUUAAGACCCUUACAAAAGCUAUUUUAGAGAAAAUGUCUAUAAUCGUUAGCAUGUAUCGAUUUCCAUCAUUUUUAUCGGCAAGUGCCUGCAUGUCACAUAGAUGAGCCUGAAACUGUGAUAAGGGAUGAGCAGAAAAAAACUAUAUUUUGAGGAAAUUGUUUUUGCACAGGUUUAUGCAAAGUGUAAGCAUCCUGCUCUACUAGCCAAUCGUUUAUUUUAUCAUUGCUUAACCUGCUGCCUGUUUCUUCAGCUAUAGCUCUUUGGAACCUCUCCUUUCCACCCAAAGACUCCGGGUUGGAGGGGGUAUAAUACAUGGUUUUCAUCAGCUGCUCAGCCAUCCUUCUUGCCUCAUUGAUCGCAAUAACAUUAAUGCACCCAUUUCAAAUAACAAUCAGUUUUUGCAUACAUUUUUAUGUAUUACGUAUCCAUACAAUUUAGGAUAUGUAGCAAGAGAUUAUUACCCAUUUUCUCAAUGACCAUGGCAUGCAAUACAUGGUACACUUGGUUUACAUUUACAGGCUUAUAUCUCUGAAUUUUUGAAACACAUACAGUUCCAGUCAAAAAUUUGGGCACACCUACUCAUUCAUGGGUUUUUCUUUAUUUUUACUAUUUUUUACAUUGUAGGAUAAUAGUGAAGACAUCAAAACUAUGAAAUAACACAUAUGGAAUCAUGUAGUAAGCAAAGAAGUGUUAAACAAAUCAAGGGGGGGGUAUACAGAAGAUAGCCCUAUUUGGUAAAAGACCAAGUCCAUAUUAUGGCAAGAACAGCUCAAAUAAGCAAAGAGAAACGACAGUCCAUCAUUACUUUAAGACAUGAAGGUCAGUCAAUACGGAAAAUUUCAAGAACUUUGAAAGUUUCUUCAAGUGCAGUCGCAGAAACCAUCAAGCAGUAUGAUGAAACUGGCUCUCAUGAGGACCACCACAGGAAUGGAAGACCCAGAGUUACCUCUGCUGCAGAGGAUAAGUUCAUUAGAGUUACCAGCCUCAGAAAUUGCAGCCCAAUAAAUGCUUCACAGAGUUCAAGUAACAGACACAUCUCAACAUCAACUGACAUCAGCUGUUCAGAGGGGACUGUGUGAAUCAGGCCUUCUUGGUCGAAUUGCUGCAAAGAAACCACUACUAAAGGACACCAAUAAUAAGAAGAGACCUGCUUGGGCCAAGAAACACAAGUCCAAAUUGGAGAUUUUUGUUUCCAACCGCUGUGUCUUUGUGAGACGCAGUGUGGGUGAAUGGAUGAUCUCCGCAUGUGUAUUUCCCACCGUAAAGCAUGGAGGAGGAGGUGUUAUGGUGUGGGGUGCUUUGCUGGUGACACAGUAUGUGAUUUAUUUAGAAUUCAAGGCACACUUAACCAGCAUGGCUACCACAGCAUUCUGUAGCGAUACGCCAUCCCAUCUAGUUUGGGCUUAGUGGGACUAUCAUUUGUUUUUCAACAGGACAAUGACCCGACACACCUCCAGGCUGUUUAAGGGCUAUUUGACCAAGAAGGAGAGUGAUGGAGUGCUGCAUCAGAUGACCUGGCCUCCACAAUCACCUGACCUCAACCCAAUUGAGAUGGUUUGGGAUGAGUCGGACGGCAGAGUGAAGGAAAAGCAGCCAACAAGUGCUCAGCAUAUGUGGGAACUCCUUCAAGACUGUUGGAAAAGCAUUCCAGGUGAAGCUGGUUGAGAGAAUGCCAAGAGUUUGCAAAGCUGUCGUCAAGGCAAAGGGUGGCUAUUUGAAGAAUCUCAAAUAUAAAAUAUAUUUUGAUUUGUUUAACACUUUUUUGGUUACUACAUUAUUCCAUAUGUGUUAUUUCAUAGUUUUGAUGUCUUCACUAUUAUUCUACAGUGUAGAAAAUAGUAAAAAUAAAGAAAAACCCUUGAAUUAAUAGGUGUGUCCAAACUUUUGACUGGUACUGUACAUCCGUUAUAUAAGUAUAUAAACAAGAAAUAUGAUACAUGUUACAAUUAAAGGAUAGAUCAAACAAAUAAACUAAAAUCUUAGACAAGGCUGUUUCUAGUUCUUCAGAAUCAUCCCCAAGACAUGAGACCAGUUGUGACCAUUGUCUUCCGACAUUUGUCUUACAUGACUCGUGAUUUUUUCAACUUUUAACACAUGCUCUGCAUUAACCCCUGUGUUGUUGGCUGUGUAGAGCGAGGCAUUGGCCACUUUAUUUUCAAUCAUUUGUUUCAUAAGAGUUGUACAUUUUCUCAAAAAAAUUUUUUUAGUUAUUCUCUCUAACAUAUUAUGCAAAUAGUUCCCUAUUACUUUAUGUAAUAAAAAAAUAAACAAAUUAAAGUUAUUCGUUUUCUUGGGGCUUAUUGAGCUAGAAAGUCACCACAUCCGCCACCAAAGUUUCCUAGUCUUUGUUGUCGUCCACCAGUGAUUUCUUUGAGUUUCUCAUGGAUGAAGAUCGACUCCUUCAGUUCAUGUAGAAAAGCCUCUGUUACACCAUAAACCCUAGAAUUAGAUGGUACAAAACCCACAGAGUCCAGGGCUCUGUUAUAAAACGAUCGGACCACAGUCUUUUCACCAGUUCAUCAAAGUGGUUGAAGAAGAAGUACUUGGGUGGGUCAUAUAAACAAGGAUGUCGUCGCUGGCUGGGAUGAUUGAUCUUACAACCUUAGCAUGUUUCUCUUUUAUACUCUCCAAUCACCACAUCUAAAAGUGUGGCUACAGAGGCCUUGAUGGUAUCCACAAAAAUAGUACUGACCACCCCAUCAAACACAUCCUCAUGAUGUACAGUGGGGAAAAAAAGUAUUUAGUCAGCCACCAAUUGUGCAAGUUCUCCCACUUAAAAAGAUGAGAGAGGCCUGUAAUUUUCAUCAUAGGUACACAUCAACUAUGACAGACAAAUUAGAAAUAUAAAUACAGAAAAUCACAUUGUAGGAUUUUUAAUGAAUUUAUUUGCAAAUUAUGGUGGAAAAUAAGUAUUUGGUCAAUAACAAAGUUUCUCAAUACUUUGUUAUAUACCCUUUGUUGGCAAUGACACAGGUCAAACGUUUUCUGUAAGUCUUCACAAGGUUUUCACACACUGUUGCUGGUAUUUUGGCCCAUUCCUCCAUGCAGAUCUCCUCUAGAGCAGUGAUGUUUUGGGGCUGUCGCUGGGCAACACGGACUUUCAACUCCCUCCAAAGAUUUUCUAUGGGGUUGAGAUCUGGAGACUGGCUAGGCCACUCCAGGACCUUGAAAUGCUUCUUACGAAGUCCACUCCUUCGUUGCCCGGGCGGUGUGUUUGGGAUCAUUGUCAUGCUGAAAGACCCAGCCACGUUUCAUCUUCAAUGCCCUUGCUGAUAGAAGGAGGUUUUCACUCAAAAUCUCACGAUACAUGGCCCCAUUCAUUCUUUCCUUUACACGGAUCAGUCGUCCUGGUCCCUUUGCAGAAAAACUGCCCCAAAGCAUGAUGUUUCCACCCCCAUGCUUCACAGUAGGUAUGGUGUUCUUUGGAUGCAACUCAGCAUUCUUUGUCCUCCAAACACGACAAGUUUAGUUUUUACCAAAAAGUUCUAUUUUGGUUUCAACUGACCAUAUGACAUUCUCCCAAUCCUCUUCUGGAUCAUCCAAAUGCAAACUUCAGACGGGCCUGGACAUGUACUGGCUUAAGCAGGGGGACACGUCUUGCACUGCAGGAUUUGAGUCCCUGGCGGCGUAGUGUGUUACUGAUGGUAGGCUUUGUUACUUUGGUCCCAUCUCUCUGCAGGUCAUUCACUAGGUCCCCCCGUGUGGUUCUGGGAUUUUUGCUCACCGUUCUUGUGAUCAUUUUGACCCCACGGGGUGAGAUCUUGCGUGGAGCCCCAGAUCGAGGGAGAUUAUCAGUGGUCUUGUAUGUCUUCCAUUUCCUAAUAAUUGCUCCCGCAGUUGAUUUCUUAAAACCAAGCUGCUUACCUAUUGCAGAUUCCGUCUUCCCAGCCUGGUGCAGGUCUACAAUUUUGUUUCUGGUGUCCUUUGACAGCUUUUUGGUCUUGGCCAUAGUGGAGUUUGGAGUGUGACUGUUUGAGGUUGUGGACAGGUGUCUUUUAUACUGAUAACAAGUUCAAACAGGUGCCAUUAAUACAGGUAACGAGUGGAGGACAGAGGAGCCUCUUAAAGAAGAAGUUACAGGUCUGUGAGAGCCAGAAAUCUUGCUUGUUUGUAGGUGACCAAAUACUUAUUUUCCACCAUAAUUUGCAAAUAAAUUCAUUAAAAAUCCUACAAUGUGAUUUUCUGGAUUUUUUUCCUCAAUUUGUCUGUCAUAGUUGACGUGUACCUAUGAUGAAAAUUACAGGCCUCUCUCAUCAUUUUAAGUGGGAGAACUUGCACAAUUGGUGGCUGACUAAAUACUUUUUUCCCCCACUGUAUAUGUAGGGGGUGUCGGAGGGCAUGAAUGGGGUGAGUAGAAGGGAGGGCUGAGACGCAUAUCCGAGUCCUUAGGGUUUGGUACCCACGCCAUAUUGGAGUCCUCAGAUGGUAUAUGAAUAUCCAUGGUAUAUGAUGAAAUGAAGACCCAAAGGGGGAUGUUAACCAUCUUUUAUUGUUGAACCCUUCCUUUGGGCUCGGGGCGUGGUUAACGUACCACCAACAUACUUAGUUUCAUUCAGGGGUUGACCCUUCUGGGGCCUCGUUUGAAUCAAUAUCCGUAGUAUCCAUAGGUAUAAUGCACUUCCUUAGUUUAACAAUACUCUGCCUGGGUUGGCUCUGUAAGAAGAGAGCAUUCCACCAAUAGGAAAAACGCCAAGGGGAAUGAAUACUUUUGCAAGGCACUGUAUGUCCUCUCAGACCGUUGGUCUGGAGUAGGACUAGAUAGAGUUAAAUACAGGAUUGGGUGGUGGGUUUUUUAGAGAGAGGGCCAUUUUCCUUUUUCCCAAUUUUGUUUUACUGUAUCAAAUAAUAUAAUGUAGGUAGGCUGUGAAUGGCCUCACACACCAGUACAAUAGGUGGCGGUGUAAGUACAUAACAGUUGGAUGCGAUCCGCCAACCAAAUCCCAAAGAAGAAGAUAACGUAUUUUUUUUUUUGGACCAAGGCCACAACACUCCUGCCCCACAGAGUGUUUGCCUGCCCACUACUGGACAAGAAAGUAAUGACACCGGUAGUCGCAUUUUGACGAGCGGAUGCUGCGACGUCACGGUUUUGGUCAGCGCGGCAAGUCUAGUAACAACUUUCGCAGCUAAAAAAAAUAAGGUAAUUUUUGUUCUGCAUGAUGCCUUAGUACACUCUUCACAUAUUGCAAGUGUUGGUCGUUGUGUUCACAUGUCAAAUUGUGAAAAAUAAAUCGCUGAUAGUCCAAGCUAACGUUAUCUUUCCAAGUUUGCUAGCUUGUCAGACAUUAUCUCCACCCCGUUUGCCCAAUUUUGUACUGCUAAUCACACAUGCCCAUGUAGUCCAAAUCGAUACUGUGCUUUUGCAAUGUUUCCAAAUGAAUAGCUAGCUUCUAGGCUGCAAUAUACAGAGUGUACAAAACAUUAAGAACACCUUCCUACUAUUGAGUUUGCCCUCACAGUGCCUCAAUUCGUCCAGGCGUGGACUCUACAAUGUGUCGAAAGCGUUCCACAGGGAUGCUGGCCCAUUUGACUCCAAUCCUUUUGGCUGGAUGUCCUUUGGGUGGUGGACCAUUAUUAAUACAUACUGGAAACUGUUGAGCGUGAAAAACCCAGCAGCGUUGCCGUUCUUGAUACAAACCGGUGGGCCUGGCACCUACUACCAUAAGCAAUUCAAAGGUACUUAGAUAUUUAGUCUUGCCCAUUCAACGUCUGAAUAGCACACAUACACAAUCCAUGUCUCAAUUGUAUCAAGGUUGAACAUUUUGGCCAACCCGACCAAAUUCACAUAGAAAUGUGAGUUUUAGAUGAUCUUCUUCAUCGAAAGUAAGUCUAAGAAACGGCAGACUGUUCUAUGUGAGCUAUUUCCGUGUUUCCAAUUAAGUUUCGUUUCCGUUUUGUACACGAACUUCAAACAGCUGAAAAUACAAUAUUUUUGGUUAUGGAAAAUAUAUUUCACAGCGGUUUGGAUGGUACAAUGAUUCUCUACACUUGGGAAAGUAUUCAGACUUUUUCCACAUUUUAUUCUAAAAUUGAUUAAAUAGUUGUUUUUUUUUACUCAUCAAUCAACACACAAUACCCCAUAACGACAAAGCAAAAACAGGUUUGUAGAAAUUUGAGCAAAUAAAAAAUAAUCUGAAAUUACAUUUUACAUAAGUAUUCAGACCCUUUACUCAGCACUUUGUUGAAGUACCUUUGGCAGUGAUUACAGCCUUGAGUCUUUCCAAAUCAUGUCCAAUCAAUUGAAUUUACCACAGGUGGACUCCAAUCAAGUUGUAGAAACAUCUCAAGGAUGAUCAAUGAAAACAGGAUGCACCUGAGCUCAAUUUCGUGUCUCAUAGCAAAGGGUCUGAAUACUUAUGUAAAUAAGGUAUUUCUGUUUUAUUUUUUAUACAUUUGCAAAAAUGUUUAAACCUGUUUUCACUUCGUCAUAAUGGGGUAUUGUGUGUAGAUUGCUGAGGAUUAUUUAUUUUUAAAAUCCAUUUUAGAAUAAGGCUGUAACGUAACAAAGUGGAAAAAGUCAAGGGGUCUGAAUACUUUCCGAAGGCACUGUACAUUCAUGUGUUGUCACAAAUUGAAAUUAGGCAAACUAGAAUUUUAGCAAACAGGAAAUGGCGGAGCGAUUUCUGCAUAGUGCAGCUUUAACCUGUCUCCUCCCCUUCAUCUACACUGAUUUGAAGUGGACAUCAAUAAGGGAUCAUAGCUUUCUCCUGGUCGGUCUGUCAUGGAAAGAGCAGGUGUUCUUAAUGUUUUGUACAUUGUGUAGAGCUAAACACAUUACAUCACACGAUGGGUUAGCUAGCAAACGUUAAACAAAGAUCUGACCAGAGAGACUAGGGGGUGUUUUCCCGAGCCAGCUACAUGCAUGUUUGCCCAUUCAGUAAUUAAAUUACUUUUGCUAUCAGAAGUUGGCAUCUGCUGAGAUUGCUAAUUUAAGUUCUUGUUCCCCAGCUGAACCCAAUAAAGGUGCAAAGAUGUCCAGAAUUGAGAAGAUGAGCAUCCUCGGUGUGAGGAGCUUUGGAGUGGAAGACAAAGACAAACAAGUCAUAUCAUUCUUUAAUCCCUUGACUGUGUUAGUGGGACCCAAUGGUGCUGGUAAAACGGUAAGUUGCAUGAUGUAUACAGCCUGUAUGCUGCCCUGCAGAAAAAAAGGUAGUAUCACAUAGCAUUACAUUAAUUGACAUUACAUUUACAUUACAUUUUAGUCAUUUAGCAGACGCUCUUAUCCAGAGCGACUUACAGGAGCAAUUAGGGUUAAGUGCCUUGCUCAAGGGCACAUUAACGUCAUUUAGCAGACGCUCUUAGCCAGAGCGACUCGCAAAUUGGUGCGUUCACCCUAUAGCCAGUGGGAUAACCACUUUACAAUUGGGGGGGGGGGGGGGGGGGGGGGGGGUUAGAAGGAACACUUUAUCCUAUCCCAGGUAUUCCUUAAAGAGGUGGGGUUUCAAAUGUCUCCGGAAGGUGGUGAGUGACUCCGCUGUCCUGGCGUCGUGAGGGAGCUUGUUCCACCAUUGGGGUGCCAGAGCAGCGAACAGUUUUGACUGGGCUGAGCGGGAGCUAUGCUUCCGCAGAGGAAGGGGAGCCAGCAGGCCAGAGGUGGAUGAACGUAAUGCCCUCGUUUGGGUGUAGGGACUGAUCAAAGCCUGAAGGUACAGAGGUGCCGUUCCCCUCACUGCUCCAUAGGCAAGCACCAUGGUCUUGUAGCGGAUGCGAGCUUCAACUGGAAGCCAGUGGAGUGUGCGGAGGAGGGGGGUGACGUGAGAGAACUUGGGAAGGUUGAACACCAGACGGGCUGCGGCAUUCUGGAUGAGUUGUAGGGGUUUAAUGGCACAGGCAGGGAGGCCAGCCAACAGCGAGUUGCAGUAGUCCAGACGGGAGAUGACAAGUGCCUGGAUUAGGACCUGUGCCGCUUCCUGUGUAAGGCAGGGUCGUACUCUCCGAAUGUUGUAGAGCAUGAACCUGCAGGAGCGGGUCACCGCCUUGAUGUUGGCGGAGAACGACAGGGUGUUGUCCAGGGUCACGCCUAGGCUCUUCGCACUCUGGGAGGAGGACACAGCGGAGUUGUCAACCGUGAUGGCGAGAUCAUGGAACGGGCAGUCCUUCCCCGGGAGGAAGAGCAGCUCCGUCUUGCCAGGGUUCAGCUUGAGGUGGUGAUCAGUCAUCCAUACUGAUAUGUCUGCCAGACAUGCAGAGAUGCGAUUCGCCACCUGGUUAUCAGAAGGGGGAAAGGAGAAGAUUAGUUGUGUAUCGUCAGCGUAGCAAUGAUAGGAAAGGCCAUGUGAGGAUAUGACAGAGCCAAGUGACUUGGUGUAUAGGGAGAAAAGGAGAGGGCCUAGAACUGAGCCCUGGGGGACACCAGUGGUGAGAGCACGUGGUGCGGAGACAGCUUCUCGCCACGCCACUUGGUAGGAGCGACCGGUCAGGUAGGACGCAAUCCAGGAGUGAGCCGCGCCGGAGAUGCCCAGCUCGGAGAGGGUGGAGAGGAGGAUCUGAUGGUUCACAGUAUCAAAGGCAGCAGACAGGUCUAGAAGGACAAGAGCAGAGGAGAGAGAGUUAGCUUUAGCAGUGCGGAGAGUCUCAGUGACACAGAGAAGAGCAGUCUCAGUUGAAUGACCAGUCCUGAAACCUGAUUGGUUUGGAUCAAGAAGGUCAUUCUGAGAGAGAUAGCAAGAGAGUUGGCUAAAGACGGCACGCUCAAUAGUUUUGGAAAGAAAAGAAAGAAGGGAUACUGGUCUGUAGUUGUUGACAUCAGUGGGGUCGAGUGUUGGUUUUUUGAGAAGGGGAGCAACUCUCGCUCUCUUGAAGACGGAAGGGACAUGGCCAGCGGUCAAGGAUGAGUUGAUCAGCGAGGUGAGGUAGGGGAGAAGGUCACCGGAGAUGGUCUGGAGAAGGGAGGAGGGGAUGGGGUCAAGCGGGCAGGUUGUUGGGCGGCCUGCAGUCACAAGUCGCAGGAUUUUAUCUGGAGAGAGAGGGGAGAAAGAAGUCAAAGCAUAGGGUAGGGCAGUGUGAGCAGGACCAGCAGUGUCAUUAGACUUAACAAACGAGGAUCGGAUGUCGUCAACCUUCUUUUCAAAGUGGUUGACGAAGUCAUCUACAGAGAGAGAGGAGGGGGGGAGGGGGGGGGGGGGGGGGGGGGGGAUUCAGGAGGGAGGAAAAUGUGGCAAAGAGCUUCCUAGGGUUAGAGGCAGAUGCUUGGAAUUUAGAGUGGUAGAAGGUGGCCUUAGCAGCAGAAACAGAUGAAGAAAAUGUAGAGAGGAGGGAGUGAAAAGAUGCCAGGUCGGCAGGGAGUUUAGUUUUCUUCCAUUUCCGCUCCGCUGCCCGGAGCUCUGUUCUGUGAGCUCGCAAUGAGUCAUCAAGCCACGGAGCUGGAGGGGAGGACCGAGCCGGAGGGGAGGACCGAGCCGGCCGGGAGGAUAGGGGACACAGAGAGUCAAAGGAUGCAGAAAGGGAGGAAAGGAGGGUUGAGGAGGCAGAAUCAGGAGAUUGGAGGGAGAAGGAUUGAGCAGAGGGCAGAGAUGAUAGGAUGGAAGAGGAGAGAGUAGUGGGAGAGAGAGAGCGAAGGUUGCGGCGGCGCAUUACCAUCUGUGUAGGGGCAGAGUGAGUAGUGUGGGAGGAGAGCGAGAGAGAAAAGGAAACAAAGUAGUGGUCAGAGACAUGGAGGGGAGUUGCAGUGAGAUUAGUAGAGGAGCAGCAUCUAGUGAAGAUGAGGUCAAGCGUAUUGCCUGCCUUGUGAGUAGGGGGGGACGGUGAGAGGGUGAGGUCAAAAGAGGAGAGGAGUGGAAAGAAGGAGGCAGAGAGAAAUGAGUCAAAUGUGGACAUAGGGAGGUUGAAAUCCCCCAAAACUGUGAGGGGUGAGCCAUCCUCAGGGAAGGAACUUAUCAAGGCGUCAAGCUCAUUGAUGAACUCUCCAAGGGAACCUGGAGGGCGAUAGAUGACAAGGAUAUUAAGCUUAAAUGGGCUAGUGACUGUGACAGCAUGGAAUUCAAAUGAGGAGAUAGACAGAUGGUAGGGAAAAUGAGAUCCACUUGGGAGGAUGCGCGAUGUACCACACCAUGACCAGGCUUCGGGAUAGAACACAUGUCAACCAGGGACACUAUUACCAUAGAGAGGGAUCAUUAGCCGAUGAGGCGAUAAAUACAAACCCUGAUCACACUUCUUGAUGGGAUAGUGGGUGUGAUAGAUACACAGUAUUGCAUGAUUUUGACCUAGCCUGCUUCAAUUUGUUGGUGUGUAUUGCAGACAGUUAACUAUGCUGGUAGAUUUAAGGGCUUAUGUUAAUCCACCUUUUUCCUCCUCUGGCCACAGACUAUCAUUGAGUGUCUGAAGUAUGUAACAGCCGGUGAAUUUCCCCCAGGAAGCAAAGGGAAUACAUUUGUUCAUGAUCCAAAGGUGAGGACCUCUGUCCAUCUUGGUUGGCUUUGUAAGUGAGUUUGUUUAUACAUCAAGGCAAAGCAGAGAAAUAUUAAUGUUUAUGGUUUGUCAACAUUACUCAUAACGAAGGCCUGGAGUUUUUUCUUGUCAGCGAAAACCCUUUUGUAUAACAUCCUCCUUGACAUAUCCAGUUCCUAGGCCCUGGUUUUCAUGCAUAAGCGGUACCUAAUAUUGUCUUUGGUGUGUUAGGAUGCUCAUGAGACUGACGUGCGAGCUCAGAUCCGACUGCAGUUCACCGACCUAAAUGGAGAGAAGGUGGCAGUUCAAAGGUCCAUGCAGGCAACACAGAAGGGCAAGAAGACUGAGUUCAGAAGUCUGGAGGGGGUCAUCACCAGGAUCAAGUGAGUUUAAGCGUCACUCUACCUUAACCACAGAAUAUGUUCAAGAGAAGUGGCAGAAGCUAUAUUGUACACAGGGCCGGCCCGCCCAUUAGGCAGGAUUAGGCAGCCACCUAGGGCAGCAGAUUUACGAGGGCGGCAUUUUCCGAGCUAAACUGAUCUACGCACCUCCAACAACACAUAACACGUCACAUAAUUCUGUCCAAAAACAAUGAAAACAUAUACAUAAACUCAGCAAAAAAGAAACGUCCUCUCACUGUCAACUGCGUUUAUUUUCAGCUAACUUAACAUGUGUAAAUAUUUGUAUGAACAUAACAAGAUUCAACAAUUGAGACAUAAACUGAACAAGUUCCACAGACAUGUGACUAACAGAAAUUGAAUAAUGUGUCCCUGAACAAAGGGGACGUCAAAAUCGAAAGUAACAGUCAGUAUCUGGUGUGGUCACCAGCUGCAUUAAGUACUGCAGUGCAUCUCCUCCUCAUGGACAGCACCAGAUUUGCCAGUUCUUGCUGUGAGAUGUUACCCCACUCUUCCACCAAGGCACCUGCAAGUUCUCGGACAUUUCUGGGGGGAAUGGCCCUAGCCCUCACCCUCCAAUCCAACAGAUCCCAGACGUGCUCAAUGGGAUUGAGAUCCAGGCUCUUCGCUGGCCAUGGCAGAACGAGCAGUAUUGCUGGUGGCAUUGUCAUGCUGGAGGGUCAUGUCAGGAUGAGCCUGCAGGAAGGGUACCACAUGAGGGGAGGAUGUCUUCCCAGUAACGCACAGCGUUGAGAUUGCCUGCAAUGACAACAAGCUCAGUCCGAUGAUGCUGUGACACACCGCCCAAGACCAUGACGGACCCUCCACCUCCAAAUCGAUCCCGCUCCAGAGUACAGGCCUCGGUGUAACACUCAUUCCUACGACGAUAAACUCUAAUCCGACCAUCACCCCUGGUGAGACAAAACCGCGACUCGUCAGUGAAGAGCACUUUUUGCCGGUCCAGUGACGGUGGGUUUGUGCCCAUAGGCGACGUUGUUGCCGGUGAUGUCUGGUGAGGACCUGCCUUACAACAGGCCUACAAGCCCUCAGUCCAGCCUCUCUCAGUUAUUGCGGACAGUCUGAGCACUGAUGGAGGGAUUGUGCAUUCCUGGUGUAACUCGGGCAGUUGUUGUUGCCGCCAUCCUGUACCUGUCCCACAGGUGUGAUGUUCGGAUGUACCGAUCCUGUGCAGGUGUUGUUACACGUGGUGUUCCACUGCGAGGACGAUCAGCUCGAAAGACGUCCCUUUUUCAGGACCCUGUCUUUCAAAGAUAGAUUCGUCAAAAUCCAAAUAACUUCACAGAUCUUCAUUGUAAAAGCUUUAAACACUGUUUCCCAUGCUUGUUCAAUGAACCAUAAACAAUGAAUGAAGAUGCACCUGUGGAAUGGUCGUUAAGACACUAACAGCUUACAGACGGUAGGCAAUUAAGGUCACAGUUAUGAAAACUUAGGACACUAAAGAGGCCUUUCUACUGACUUUGAAAAACACCAAAAGAAAGAUGCCCAGGUUCCCUGCUUAUCUGUGUGAACGUGCCUUAGGCAUGCUGCAAGGAGGCAUGAGGACUGCAGAUGUGGCCAGGGCAAUAAAUUGCAAUGUCCGUACUGUGAGACGCCUAAGACAGCACUACAGGGAGAGGACGGACAGCAAUCCAAAUGCAACAUGCAUUGGUCAGAAAAUCGUUACGUAUCGCCCGUUCACCAAUUAUUCUUCCGAAAAUACAUCCUUUGGUGACAACUGCGUCCUCUCCUUCUGUGUUGAACUUAACACGUAAUUAUGUUGAUGGUCAUCGAUCUACAAGUCAUUUUGCAUGCUGAAAAAUCCCAGGCAAUAUCAGUAGCCUAGUCAAACUGCGCACUGUACGCAGCUUCGAGCGGUGAUCAACGACAACCAAUAUGUCAUUUGCCUAGGUAAUUUUUGUCAAAUGAGCUGUUGAAAAUUGUGUUUUACCGGAAUCGUAGCCUAAGCUACCGCUGGAGAAACAACUCUCAUCUGGCUAUAGGUAGGCUACAUGCUGGUUGAUUGUUUUCGAUUGCUCAUGUUCACCAUCAGCAAUAGUUUUGGUAGUUUUGCUUGAAACAAUCAGUAUAUAUGGUCAUUUUUAGAUAUACCUGGGGCGGCAGGUAGCUUAGUGGGUAAGAGCAUUGUCAGUAACCGAAAGGUCGCUGGUUCUAAUCCCCGAGCCGACUAGGUGAAAAAUCUGUCGAUGUGCCCUUAAGCAAGGCACUUAACCCUAAUUGCUCCUGUAAGUCGCUCCGGAUAAGAGCGUCUGCUAAAAUGUAAAAUGUACACGCUCACUGUAGCUAGUAUUGACAUUAUAAUUAAAUCACAAUGGAUUAGAGCUGGGCGGUAUACCGUAUUUGACUAUAUACCAUUAUUGAUGAACGGACCAGUUUGGGUUUUUACUUUACCUUCUAUAAUGGUAUUUAUUUUUUAUAGUUUACUCUGCUACUUGAGUCGACUCUCUCCCACUCUCACCAAGCCCCGCCUCCUGUCACUCAAUGAGCCCAGUUGUUGUUGUUGCUCAACCAUGAGAGAUAAUUUGCCGACCGUUCACUCUUCAGUCUGCAGCAGAUGCAACAAUAUGAUGAUGACAACGAUGCAGUUUUCCACUUUGCUUCUUAAUAUACACUGAACAAAAAUAUAAACGCAACAUGUAAAGUGUUGGUCCCAUGUGUCAUGAGAUGAAAUAAAUGAUCCCAGAAAUUGUCCAUAUGCACAAAAAGCAUAUUUCUCUCAAAUGUUGUGCACAUUUGUUUACAUUCCUGUAAGUGAGCAUUUCUCCUUUGCCAAGAUAAUCCAUCCACCUGACAGGUGUGGCAUAUCAAGAAGCUGAUUAAACAGCAUGAUCAUUACACAGGUGCACCUUGUGCUGGGGACAAUAAAAGGCUGCUCUAAAAUGUUCAGCAUGCAAUUGGCAUGCUGACGACAGGAAUGUCCACCAGAGCUGUUGCCAGAUAAUUUCAUUUGAAUUUCUCUACCAUAAGCUGCCUCCAAUGUCGUUUUAGAGAAUUUGGCAGUAAUUACGUCCACCUGGCAUCACAACCGCAGACCACGUGCAUGAUGUCGUGUGGGCGAGCGGUUUGCUGAUGUCAACGUUGUGAACCGAGUGUCCCAUGAUGGCGGAUCAACGUGUACGACAGCGUGUUCCAGUUCCCACCAAUAUCCAGCGACUUCGCACAGCCAUUGAAGAGGAGUGGGACAUUCUAAAGGCCACAAUCAACAGCCUGAUCAACUCAAUGCAAAGGAGAUGUCGCGCUGCAUGAGACAAAUGGUGGUCACACCAGAUACUGACUGGUUUUCUGAUCCAUGCCCUACCUGCAUAUCUGUAUUCCCAGUCAUGUGAAAUCCAUAGAUUAGGGCCUAAUGAAUUUAUUUCAAUUGACUGAUUUCCUUAUAUGAACUGUAACUCAGUAAGAUCUUUGAAAUUGUUGCGUUUAUUUUUGUUCAGUAAGCGUUCUGUAAUUACACUAUUAGUUUGUAUCUUGCUGUUUGCAAAAGGCUAGUUUGUCUUAGCAAGUUGCUAAAAUAGUCAUUUUAGCCGCUAAUGUUAAUCACUAGUUAGCUGGCUAGCUAAUAAAUGUACUAAAAGCAAGAGCAAACGUAGCUAUCUAAUACGGAUACCAGUGCUGGUGUAGGCCUAAGUCAAAAUGUUGUUUGUGCAACAGUAUCUUCUAAAUCAGAGAGGAAUAGGCGAAGCAUGAAUAUGUUAGCUACAUAGAAGUAAGAGAGAAUAUUUAAUGUAGCCAAAGAUUAUAGGGUCCUGAUGAACACUUUGGUUCCUAACCUGUCACAAUUACACCACAUUAGUGAUCCUAUUAGUAUUCUAAUUCCCAAUUCUAUGACCGCCUCCUGGCUUUAUCAUUCGUUGUCAUGUCAAACAACACUGUAUUUAAAGUGCCUACAAUUACAUUCUAACUAUAUAGUUAGAAUAAUCAUUAUAUUUCCAUGAUUACAACAGUUCCCCCAAGUGUUUUGAUCUAUAUCGCAAGUCAAAUCACAAUUGCAAUAUUUGGUUAAAAAUAAGUCCUCGAAUUUAUUUCUGUUUGCCCAUAUCGUGCAGACCUACGUGUUCGAUGGGGUUGAGGUCAGGGCUCUGUGCAGGCCAGUCAAGUUUUUCCACACCGAUCUCAACAAAUAAUUUCUGAAUGGACCUCGCUUUGUACACCGGGGCAUUGUCAUGCUGAAACAGGAAAGGGCCUUCCCCAAGCUGUUGCCACAAAGUUGGAAGCACAGAAUCAUCUAGAAUGUCAUUGUAUGCUGUAGCGUUAAGAUUUCCCUUCCCUGGAAUUAAGGGGCCUAGCCCAAACCAUAGAAAACAGCCCCAGAUCAUUAUUCCUCCUCCAACAAACUUUACAGUUGGCAGGUAGCGUUCUCCUGGCAUCUGCCAAAUCCAGAUUCGUCCGUCGGACUGCCAGAUGGUGAAGCGUGAUUCAUCACUCCAGAGAACGCGUUUCCACUGCUCCAGAAUCCAAUGGUGGCGAGCUUUACACCACUACAGCCGACACUUGGCAUUGCGCAUGGUGAUCUUAGGCUUGUUUGCAGCUGCUCUGCCAUGGAAACCCAUUUCUUGAAGUUCCCGACGAACAGUUCUUGUGCUGACUUUGCUUCCAGAGGAACUCGGUAGUGAGUGUUGCAACCGAGGACAGACUAUUUUUACGUGCUUCAGCAGUCGGCGGUCCCGUUCUGUGAGCUUGUGUGGCCUACCACUUCGCGACUGAGCCGUUGUUGCCCCUAGACGUUUCCACUUCAUAAUAACAGCACUUAGAGUUGACCGGGGAAGCUCUAGUAAGGGCAGAAAUGUGAUGAACUGACUUGUUGGAAAGGUGGCAUCCUAUGACGGUGCCACGUUGAAAAGUAAUUUGAGGGGGUGUCUACAUACUUUUGUCCAUGUAGUGAAUCUAAAACUUAUAGAUGAUUUGAACAAAAUGUGUAAAAAUGCUAAUAUCGUUCCCAUAACUUGAAUGGGAUUUGAAACAGUUCCAUGGAAACUAAACCAAAGCAAGGAUUGCUGUCACACCUUGUCCAUAUACUGCUUACUGGGUAAGAAAACCAAUAUGUAAUUUUGGAAUUUGGGUGAACUACACUUUCUUUCACCCAAAAUUCAGAAUGACAUUGGUUUCCUUACCCUGUAGACAAGGUAUGACAGCAAUCCAUGCUAUGGUUUUGUUUACAUGGCAACUGUUUCAAAUGCUUACCUUUUUAUUAGCAGUUGUGGCACAAAUCCAAUGCAAGUCAAUGGUACGUACACUACCGGUCAAAAGUUUUAGAACACUUACUCAUUCAAGGGUUUUUCUUUAUUUUUACUAUUUUCUACAUUAUAGAAUAAUAGUGAAGCUAUCAAAACUAUGAAAUAACACAUGGAAUCAUGUAGUAACCAAAAAAGUGUUAAACAAAUAUUUUAUAUUUGAGAUUCUUCAAAGUAGCCACCCUUUGCCUUGAUAACAUCUUUGCACACUCUUGGCAUUCUCUCAACCAGCUUCACCUGGAAUGCUUUUCCAACAGUCUUGAAGGAGUUCCCACAUAUGCUGAGCACUUGUUUGCUGCUUUUCCUUCACUUCAUCGCGGUCACAGCUCUCGCGGUCACGGCUCUCGUAGCCGGCCGUGACCGGGAGACCCAUGACCGGGAGACCCAUGGGUCGGCGCACAAUUGGCCCAGCGUCGUCUAGGGUAGGGGAGGGAAUGGCCGGCAGGGAUGUAGCUCAGUUGGUAGAGCAUGGCGUUUGCAACGCCAGGGUUGUGGGUUUGAUUCCCACGGGGGUAUGGAAAAAAAUAAAAUUAAAUAAUAAAAUGUAUGCACUCACUAACUGUAAGUCGCUCUGGAUAAGAGCGUCUGCUAAAUUACUAAAAUGUAAAUGUAAAAAUGUUGUGGAGGCCAGGUCAUCUGAUGCAGCACUCCAUCACUCUCCUUCUUGGUUAAAUAGCCCUUACACAGCCUGGAGGUGUGUUGGGUCAUUGUCCUGUUGAAAAACAAAUGAUGGUCCCACUAAGCCCAAACCAGAUGGGAUGGCGUAUCACUGCAGAAUGCUGUGGUAGCCAUGCUGGUUAAGUGUGCCUUGAAUUCUAAAUAAAUCACUGAGUGUCACCAGCAAAGCACCAUCACACCACCACCUCCAUGCUUCAUGGUGGGAACCACACAUGCGGAGAUCAUCCGUUCACCUACUCUGCGUCUCACAAAGCCACGGCAGUUGGAACCAAAUAUCUCAAAUUUGGACUCAUCAGACCAAAGGACAGAUUUCCACCGGUCUAAUGUCAAUUUAUUGUGUUUCUUGGCCCAAGCAAGUCUCUUCUUCUUAUUGGUGGCCUUUAGUGGUUUCUUUACAGCAAUUCAACCAUGAAGGCCUGAUUCACGCAGUCUCCUCUGAACAGUUGAUGUUGAGAUGUCUGUUACUUUAACUCUGUGAAGCAUUUAUUUGGGCUGCAAUCUGAGGCUGGAAACUCUAAUGAACUUAUCCUCUGCAGCAGAGGUAACUCUAGUUCUUCCUUUCCUGUGGCGGUCCUCAUGAGAGCCAGUUUCAUCAUAGGUCUUGAUUGUUUUUGCGACUGCACUUGAAGAAACUUUAAGUUCUUGACAUUUUCAGGAUUGACUGACCUUUGUCUUAAUGUAAUGAUGGACUGUCGUUUCUCUUUGCUUAUUUGAGCUGUUCUUGCCAUAAUGUGGACUUGGUAUUUUACCAAAUAGGGCUAUCUUCUGUAUACCACCCCUACCUUGUCACAACACAACUGAUUGGCUCAAACGCAUAAAGAAGGAAAUAAAUUCCACAAAUUAACUUUUUUAGCAAGGCACACCUGUUAAUUGAAAUGCAUUCCAGGUGACUACCUCAUGAAGCUGGUUGAGAGAAUGCCAAGCGUGUGCAAAGCUGACAUCAAGUCAAAGUGUGGCUUUAAAAAAAAGAAAAAAAAGCCAGUUGAGAAUAAGUUCUCAUUUACAACUGCAACCUGGCCAAGAUAAAGCAAAGCAGUGUGAUUUUAAAAACAACAACAACACAGAGUUACAUAUGGAAUAAACAAAACGUACAGUCAAUAACACAAUAGAAAAUCUAUAUACAGUGUGUGCAAAUGUAGUAAGUUAUGGAGGUAAGGCAAUAAAUAGGCCAUAGUGCAAAAUAAUUACAAUUUAGUAUUAACACUGGAGUGAUAGAUGUGCAAAUAGAGAUACUGGUGUGCAAAUGUGCAAAAUAAAUAACAAUAUGGGGAUGAGGUAGUUGGGUGGGCUAAUUACAGAUGGGCUGUGUACAGGUGCAGUGAUCGGUAAGCUGCUCUGACAACUGAUGCUUAAAGAUAGUGAGGGAAAUAAGUGUCUCCAGCUUCAGAGAUUUUUGCAGUUCGUUCCAGUCAUUGGCAGCAGAGAACUGGAAGGAAUGGCGGCCAAAGGAAGUGUUGGCUUUGGGGAUGACCAGUGAGAUAUACCUGCUGGAACGCAUACUACGGGUGGGUGUUGCUAUGGUGACCAAUGAACUAAGAUAAGGCAGGGAUUUGCCUAGAAGUGAUUUAUAGAUGACCUGGAGCCAGUGGGUUUGGCGACGAAUAUGUAGUGAGAGCCAGACAACGAGAGCGUACAGGUCACAAUGGUGGAUAGUAUAUGGGGCUUUGGUGACAAAACGGAUGGCACUGUGAUAGACUACAUCCAAUUUGCUGAGUAGAGUGUUGGAAGCUAUUUUGUAAAUUUCGAAAUAGGAAGCCGAUUCUAGAUUUAACUUUGGAUUGGAGAUGCUUAAUGUGAGUCUGGAAGGAGAGUUUACAGUCUAACCAGACACCUAGGUAUUUGUAGUUGUCCACAUAUUCUAAGUCAGACCCGCUGAGAGUAGUGAUUCUAGUCGGGCGGGCAGGUGCAAGCAGCGUUCGAUUGAAGAGCAUGCAUUUAGUUUUACUAGCGUUUAAGAGCAGUUGGAGGCCAUUGAAGGAGUGUUGUAUGGCAUUGAAGCUCGUUUGGAGGUUUGUCAAGUGUCCAAUGAAGGGCCAGAUGUAUACAAAAUGGUGUCGUCUGCGUAGAGGUGGAUCUGAGAGUCACCAGCAGCAAGAGCGACAUCAUUGAUAUACACAGAGAAUAGAGUCGGCCCAAGAAUUGAACCCUGUGGCACCCCCAUAGACUGCCAGAGGUCCAGACAACAGGCCCUCUGAUUUGACACAUUGAACUCUAUCUGAGAAGUAGUUGGUGAACCAGGCGAGGCAGUCAUUUGAGAAACCAAGGCUAAUUAGUCUGCCAAUAAGAAUGCAGUGAGUCAAAAGCCUUUGCCAGGUCAAUGAAGACAGCUGCACAGUACUGUCUUUUAUCAAUCGCGGUUAUUGUAUCGUUUAGGACCUUGAGCGUGGCUGAGGUGCACCCAUGACCAGCUCGGAAACCAGAUUGCAUAGCGGAGAAGGUACGGUGGGAUUCAAAAUGGUCGGUGAUCUGUUUGUUAACUUGGCUUUCAAAUACUUUCGAAAGGCAGGGCAGGAUGGAUAUAGGUCUGUAACAGUUUGGAUCUAGAGUGUCAACCCCUUUUGAAGAGGGGGAUGACCGCGGCAGCUUUCCAAUCUCUGGGGAUCUCAGACGAUACGAAAGAGAGGUUGAACAGGCUAGUAAUAGGGGUUGCGACAAUUUCGGCGGCUAAUUUUAGAAAGGAAGGGUCCAGAUUGUCUAGCCCAGCUGAUUUGUAGGGGUCCAGAUUUUUCAGGUCUUUCAGGACCCCAGCCGUAGCAAAAUGCUUAUUGAAAUUCUCGAUUAUCGUAGAUUUAUCGGUGAUGACAGUGUUUCCUAGCCUCAGUGCAGUGGGUAGCUGGGAGGAGGUGCUCUUAUUCUCCAUGGAUUUUACAGUGUCCCAAAACGUUUAAGAGUUAGUUAGGAAAGCUUUUCAAACUGAAAUUUGCAUCCUGUAGCACUGAUUGUGUAUAUUGGUUCCUUACUUCCCUGAAAAGUUGCAAAUCGCGGGGGCUGUUGGAUGUUAAUGCAGUACGCCACAGGAUGUUUUUGUGCUGGUCAAGAGCAGUCAAGUCUGGGGUGAACUAGGGGCUAUAUCUGUUCUUAGUUCUGAAUUUUUUGAAUGGGGCAUGCUUAUUUAAGAUGGAGAGGAAAGCACUUUUGAAGAACAUCCAGGCAUCCUCUACUGACGGAAUGAGGUCAUUAUCCAUCCAGGAUACCCGGGCCAGGUCAAUUAGAAAGGCCUGCUUGCUGAGGUGUUUUAGGGAGCGUUUGACAGUGAUGAGGGGUGGUCGUUUGACCGCGGACCCAUUAUGGACGCAGGCAAUGAGGCAGUGAUCGCUGAGAUCCUGGUUGAAGACAGCGAAGGUGUAUUUAGAGGGUAAAUUAGUCAGGAUGAUAUCUAUGAGGGUGCCCAUGUUUAUGGAUUUAGGGUUGUACCUGGUAGGUUCCUUGAUAGUUUAUGUGAGAUUGAGGGCAUCUAGUUUAGAUUGUAGGACGGCCGGGGUGUUAAGCAUAUCCCAGUUUAGGUCACCAAGCAGUACGAACUCUGAGGAUAGAUGGGGGGCAAGCAAUUCACAUAUGGUGUCCAGGGCACAACUGGGAGCUGAGGGGGGUCUGUAGCAAGCGGCAACAGUGAGAGACUUAUUUCUGGAAAGGUGGAUUUUUAGAAGUAGAAGCUCAAACUGUUUGGGCACAGACCUGGAUAGUAUGAUAGAGCUCUGCAUGCUAUCUCUACAGUAGAUUGCAACUCCACCCCCUUUGGCAGUUCUAUCUAUCUAGACGGAAAAUGUUGUAGUUCGGGAUUGACAUUUCUGAAUUUUUGGUGGCCUUCCUAAGCCAGGAUUCAGACACUGCUAGAACAUCAGGGUUGGCAGAGUGUGCUAACGCAGUGAACAACUCAAACUUGGGGAGGAGGCUUCUGAUGUUAACAUGUAAUAAACCAAGGCUUUUACGGUUACAGAAGUCAACAAAUGAUAGCGCCUGGGGAGUAGGAGUGAUACUGGGGGCUACAGGGCCUGGGUUAACCUCUACAUCAACAGAGGAGGAAAAUAAUAAGGAUACGGCUAAAGGCUUUAAGAACUGGUCUUCUAGUGCGUUGGGUACAGAGAAUAAAAGGGCAGAUUUCCAGGCAUUGUAGAAUAGAUUCAGGGCAUUAUGUACAGACAAGGAUAUGGAAGGAUAUGAGUGCAGUGGAGGGACACCUAAGCAUUGGGUAACGAUGAAAGAGAUAGCUACUUUGAAGAAUCUCAAAUAUAAAAUAUAUUUUGAUUUGUUUUUUUUGUUUUUAUAUGUAUGUAUGUAUGUGUGUAUAUAUGUAUGUGUGUAUAUAUAUAUGUGUGUAUGUGUAUGUAUGUAUAUGUGUGUGUUUUUGACUGCACUGGGCCUUUUAAACUUUGAUGCUGUCCCAGGCAUGGAGAUAAGGUGAGCCUGAGCUCUAAGUGUGCAGAGCUGGACAGAGAGAUGAUCUCAGCGCUGGGUGUGUCCAAAGCUGUCCUCGACCAUGUAAUCUUCUGUCACCAAGAGGAGUCCAACUGGCCCCUGGGGGAAGGGAAGCCCCUCAAGUCCAAAUUUGAUGCAAUCUUCUCAGCCACAAGGUACUCAUCGAGUAGUGCUGUUCAGAGUCACACAACUGCCCAUUUUAUCAGAACUGUCUUUUCUCUGUAUUUUGUCUGUGGUUAGUAUUGCUUUACUCAGUGACCAGGGAAUUUAAUUUGAAAUUCUUAUUCAAUUCUUGAAUUCACUUAUGAAGUGAAUAAUUUAAGUCAUUCAAUUUGAAUUUCAACAAUCUUUAAGUAAUGGAAUUGGAAUUAGACAGUUUGAACUGUUGAAUUGGAAUUUGAAUAUUUCUAAAUUAAUUGAAUUGGAAUUCAAUAUGUACAUUUCCCAGUUAAUGGAAUUAAUGCACGAAUUAUCAAACAUUUACUCCAGGGUUUGUUUCCAGCAUAGCAAGGCUGUUUGAAGCGUGACAUGAUCUGCCUGAACUCCUGAGGGAAUUACAUUUGAAUAAGUGGAAUUGUUGGGGAUAAUAUUGAAUUGGUAAUGUAAUUUAUGGAAUUGACCAAACAUUGGAAUUGACAGGAAUUUCAAUUGAAUUACAUUGAAUUUAUAGGGAGAGGUAAUUUAAUUAGAGUAGAAUUUGUAGAAUUAACCCCAACCCUGAUGGAUAUAAAGGAUUUAGCUGUGAACCAACGAUUCUCCCUCCCCCUGUCAGGUACAUCAAGGUGCUGGAGACACUGAGGCAGCUGAGGCUCAAGCAGUCUAACGAGGUGAGAGAGUGCCAGAUAGAGCUGAAGUUCCUGAAGCUGAACAAGGAGAAAGCCCUCGAGAUCAGGGAGCUGCUUGCCACCAAGGAGACCCAGCUGGCCUCCUCCAAAGAUGCCGUACAGAAGAUUGAGAGCAAGAUGGAACCCCUGGAGGUGUGACCUCAUUCCAUAGAGAAUUUCUUCUAGACAAGAUGAAUGGUGUACAUCUCCUUAUGUUGUAUUAGUGUUUUAUAGAGCGUUAUUUAGAAGCCAAUUUAGAGGCUAAACAAAUUGUUUUUGUCCUAUCUAAAAGUAGGGUACUUAAAGUAAAAUUCCUAAAUAGUUAACUCAAUUAAAAUGUAGGCAUGCGAUGAAGAAGUCUGAAGAUUUAUACAGGUCAUUAAGUAUUUCUACCCGUUUUAUUUCAGAACCGACUGGUUGACAUUGAUGAGAAUCUGGGGAAAGUGAUGAAGCUCGAUAACGACAUCAAGGCUUUAGACAGCAGGAAGAGGCAGAUGGAGGAAGACAACCAGGAACUGGAGGAGAAAAUGGAGCAGGUGUGACUGACGCAUUUCACAGGAACAUGGUGUAGAGCAACUAUUCCAUUCUCAUCCAUGGAGAACACCUUUUUAAGUGUGCUUGUGAGCCCAACACCUGCUAACAAAGAACCAAUAGUCCAUUCUGAGAAGAGCUUAAUUAACGUAUAGGAAAUGCACUAUAAUCUUUUUAUUUUGUAUUUAACCUUUAUUUAACUAGGCAAGUCAGUUAAGAACAAAUUCUUAUUUACAAUGACGGCCUACCAAAAGGCCUCCUGCGGGGACGGGGGCUGGGAUUUAAAAAAUGAAUAUAAAUAUAGGACCAAACACACAUCACAACAAGAGAGACAACACAACACUACAUAGAGAGACCUAAGACAACAACAUAGCAUGGCAGCAACACAUGACAACACAGCAAGGUAGCAACCCAACAUGAAAACAACAUGGCAGCAGCACAACAUGGCAGCAGCACAACAUGGUAGCAGCACAAGACAUGGUACAGACAUUAUUGAGCACAGACAACAGCACAAAGGGCAAGAAGGUAGAGACAACAAUACAUCACGCUAUUAGAUAACGAAUCGGACUCUGCAGUUUUAAUUUACAGAUGACAAGUCGGUACAGUACAGAUCUUUAUUCAGACAAAUAUAUUGUCACACAUUUUUGGAACUCUUUCCCUUUCAUGCAUCUUUCCAUCAUCCUUAAUGGCUGUGUCCCUGUCAUGUCCGAGACCUGUUCCAGACCAUCUGUGCGGCCUGUGUAACUGAAGCCCUGUUGUGUGCAUGCCUGGCCGGACUCAGGUGUUCCAGGGCUCAGAUGAGCAGCUGCAGGAGAUGUACCAAAAUCACCAGACGACAGUGAAGGAGAAGGAGAGGAGGUUCACAGAGUGCCAGAGGGAGAUGGAUCGAGCCGUGAGAGAGUGCCAGAGACUCAACCGCCUCAAGUCCGACCUUCUAGUAGAACAAGGUGUGACAUUGGAGUGACUAUACUAUAUAACCAUGAAGAGUUCUAUGAUGGUAGCAUUUAAGUCAUUUUAUAUUUCAGCUUGUCAGUGUUGAUGAUUUGCUUAAUCGGUGCACUAGACCAGGGGUCUCCAACCUUUUCUAGUAUGAGAACUACUUACAAUAGUUUUUUUCUAUCGCGAGCUACUCGUUUUUUUUAUAGCUUUCAAAUUGGCACAUUAUUCUCCUUUCCUUUACCCUGCAACUCUUUCCCGGGUGCUUGGUGUACAAUAGAUGUAUUUUCUGUCAAUAUACCUGGUCAAAUAACUAUAAGGUGGCCCCGUUGUAUGUUUUACUGGUUUAGCAUUUUUUUCUGUUUUAUUCUCAAUAUUACAAUUAUUCAUAGAGAAACAACAAAAAUGGAAGUUGGAAGAGUCCAUUUCAAUGCUUAAAGAAAAAUUCCACCCUAAAAUGCAUCAUACUGGCUGUAUUUUGAAAGUUAUACAUCUGGAGAACUUGAUUGCUGACAUGCAAAACAUUUUUAAUUGAGAAGGUUUUUUGGGAAAGUCUGUACCACCCAAAAGACGGUGAUCAUCGCUAACUGGAGAUAUAUACAGUGGGGAUAACAAUUAUUUGAUACACUGACGAUUUUGCAGGUUUUCCUACUUAAAAAGCAUGUAGAGGUCUGUAAUUUUUAUCAUAGGUACACUUCAACUGUGAGAGACAGAAUCUAAAACAAAAAUCCAGAAAAUCACAUUGUAUAAUUUUUAAGUAAUUAAUUUGCAUUUUAUUGCAUGACAUAAGUAUUUGAUCACCUACCAACCAGUAAGAAUUCCGGCUCUCACAGACCUGUUCGUUUUUCUUUAAGAAGCCCACCUGUUCUCCACUCAUUACCUGUAUUAACUGCACCUGUCCACACACUCAAUCAAACAGACCCCAACCUCUCCACAAUGGCCAAGACCAGAGAGCUGUGUAAGGACAUCAGGGAUAAAAUUGUAGACCUGCACAAGGCUGGGAUGGGCUACAGAACAAUAGGCAAACAGCUGGGUGAGAAGGCAACAACUGUUGGUUCAAUUAUUAGAAAAUGGAAGAAGUUCAAGAUGACGGUCAAUCACCCUCGGUCUGGGGCUCCAUGCAAGAUCUCACCUCGUGGGGCAUCAAUGAUCAUGAGGAAGGUGAGGGAUCAGCCUAGAACUACAUGGCAGGAUCUGGUCAAUGACCUGAAGAGAGCUGGGACCACAGUCUCAAAGAAAACCAUUAGUAACACACUACGCCGUCAUGGAUUAAAAUCCUGCAGCGCAAGCAAGGUCCCCCUGCUCAAGCCAGCACAUGUCCAGGCCCGUCUGAAGUUUGCCAAUGACCAUCUGGAUGAUCCAGAGGAGGAAUGGGAGAAGGUCAUGUGGUCUGAUGAAACAAAAAUAGAGCUUUUUGGUCUAAACUCCACUCGCCGUGUUUGGAGGAAGAAGAAGGAUGAGUACAACCCCAAGAACACCAUCCCAACUGUGAAGCAUGGAGGUGGAAACAUCAUUCUUUGGGGAUGCUUUUCUGCAAAGGGGACAGGACGACUGCACCAUAUUGAGGGGAGGAUGGAUGGGGCCAUGUAUCGUAAGAUCUUGGCCAACAACCUCCUUCCCUCAGUAAGAGCAUUGAAGAAGGGUCGUGGCUGGGUCUUCCAGCAUGACAACGACCCGAAACACACAGCCAGGGCAACUAAGGAGUGGCUCCGUAAGAAGCAUCUCAAGGUCCUGGAGUGGCCUAGCCAGUCUCCAGACCUGAACCCAAUAGAACAUCUUUGGAGGGAGCUGAAAGUCCGUAUUGCCCAGUGACAGCCCCGAAACCUGAAGGAUCUGGAGAAGGUCUGUAUGGAGGAGUGGGCCAAAUUCCCUGCUGCAGUGUAUGCAAACCUGGUCAAGACCUACAGGAAACGUAUGAUCUCUGUAAUUGCAAACAGGUUUCUGUACCAACUAUUAAGUUCUGCUUUUCUGAUGUAUCAAAUACUUAUGUCAUGCAAUAAAAUGCAAAUUAAUUACUUAAAAAUCAUACAAUGUGAUUUUUAUAUCACACAUACAUACAUGGAGUGAUAGACAACCGUGCGUGCACCAAACAGACAAACUGGGGCAAUAUUGCUGGAAAUUAAUUGGCAGAUAUUGUUACAUUUGUAUUUUUAAGCCAAUGGUGGCUAACCAGGGAUGGAAUAAUGUCAGUGUGGCUUUGAUUGGAUAGUACAUUUUACAUGACAUUUUAGUCAUUUAGCAGACAUUCUUAUCCAGAGCAACUACUACAGUAGUGACAGCAUACAUUUUCAUGCUGGUCCCCCUUGGGAAUCGAACCCACAACCCUGUUGUUGCAAGUGCCAUGCUCUACCAAAUGAGCCACACGGGACUACAGUAGCCAGGAGCUUUAUGUUUAUCACAGUUUGCAUUGGACACAUAAAAAAAAUGCAUGUACUUUCAGAAUGAAUUGGCGAGCCACACAUAGGUGGGCUGCUAGCUACUGGUAGCUCACAAUCUACCUGUUGGAAACCCCUGCACUAAACCAGGGUGUCCCGAACUCUGUCCUUGGGCCCCCCGGGUGCACGUUUUGGUUUAUGCCCUAGCGCUACAAAGCUGAUUCGAAUAACCGACUCAUCAAGCUUUGAUUAUUUAAAUUAGCUGUGUUAACCAAUUAACCAAUCUUGGUCUACACACACAACCAAUAAACGUAAUAGAUCAUGUUGAAUAUCGUUAGUGGUGCUACUCUGAUAUUGAUCAUGUUGCGUUUUUCUCCUCCAUUAAGGUCGUCUCCAGCUGGAGGCUGAUCGCCAUGCUCAGAACAUGAAGAACCGUGACUCCCAGGUGAGAGCCCUGGCAGCCUACCUGGAGAUGGAGGGCUACGACCGGUCCCCCUUCAAUGACAGACAGCUGCAGAGCUUCAACCGCCAGGUCAAAGAGAGACUCGACCAGGAGACGGAGGCCGCCAACCAGGUCAUGGUAAGAGAAUGUCCCGUCUACACAAAGUUUGGAAAGAUACAGCUCUGUUCCAUUGGUCAUGUUUCGAUUAUGUUUUUGACGGUCAGGAAAACUGACCCUAAACUGACUCCUGGCCCUAUUCAUGUUUAAUAACUAUGUUCUUCCAAGCCAUUCAUUCAUCCAUAUUCCAAACUGUGUUCCAGAGGGAUAUACAAGAGAAGGAGGCCAUGAAGCAGCAGAGCAUCGAUGAGAUCCGAGACAAGAAGACUGGUCUGGAGAGGACCAUGGAGCUGAAGAAAGGCCUGCAGAGCAAGAAGCAGCAGGAGCUGAGGAACGUCAAGUCUGACCUGCAGAGACUGGAAGGCUCCUCCACCCUGCUGCAGGAACUGGAGACAGAGCUCACCAAAGCAGUAGGAGCACAACAGAUGUCUACACCCUAUUCCCUUGAUAGUGCACUAUUUUUGACCAGGGCCCAUAUCGUAGUAGUGAACUCUUCCAAACGUACUGCACUAUAGAGGGAAUAGGGUGCCAUCUGGGACAUAGCCAAUGUCAUCUUUUUUUAAAUCAAUGUUUUUUUAUGAGGAUGCGUGUAUGCUCUAGAAAAGGAGAAAAAAGGUAUUUCUCUGUGAAUGUGUUUAGAUAAAGUUACUGACUGUUUAUUAGAUGUGGUUUACUUCUGGGUUUAAAUGAUGGUGUCCCCAUAGAUUGUUUUCUUAGGCGACCAAAGGAACAUCCAGAGUAGUCCUGCCUCUAAGUAGUAGUUGGGGAAACUGUAGUGCGUGAUAUACCUGUGUGUGUCUGCAGGAGCGUGAGCUGGACAGCGCGGUGCAGAGCUCCAAUGUGGACGGGCUGAAGGCCGAGGUGCUGGAGCUCCAGAAGGACAAAGCUGAGCUGGACCGCACACAGCGCCGGCUGGACCAGGAAAUGGAGAUCCUCAACACACACACCACCGCACGCACACAGAUGGACAUGCUCAAGAAGGAUAAGGUAGUGUCCGCUCAGAACAAGAAUAAAAGAUGCCAGCAAAUGCUAAAUUCCAUUAUACAGCUUAAAAGAUUGUCAAUCUACACAAUUGAGAUGUGAGAAAUGUAGUGAGCCCUGUGCAGGUGUGCAUUUAGUUUUCUUUCGGUAUACAUACAACUACCUGAGUAUACAAGAUGUACUCUUCAUUGUUUAGUUUGUGGCCCAAACCUGACCCAUGACAAGGAACAAGAGGUCACUCACCCUGGCCAGUGGUAACGUGAGCCUGUGGGCCUCUUUCCUUCCCUCUUUCCCUCCCUCAGACAGAUAAAGAAGAUCAGGUGAGGAAGAUCAAGUCGAGGCACAAUGAGGAUCUGGUGUCCCUGCUGGGUCACUUCCCUAAGAAGAGGGAGCUGGAGGACUGGAUCUACACCAAAUCCAAAGAGAUCAACUCCACCAGGGAGAAACUGGCCAAGCUCAAGUGAGUGCUUCUGUCACACAUGGCCAAAUGAAUACAGUAUCUGCUCUGUCUGGUCGUGUUGAUGCAGUAAGAAGGUGCUGAAGUGUGUAUGUGACUCUCUAAUGUGCUUGCAGUAAGGAGCUGGCGUCGGGGGAGCAGAAUAAGAGCCAUUGCGCAGCAGAGAUCAGGAGGAAGGAGCAGCAGCUGGCCAGCUAUGAGGAGAAGAUGUUCAACGUGUGUGGCAGUCAGGAUUUCCAGCAGGACCUGGGCAAGCUGCAGGACGACCUGGAGAAGACCUCCAAGCAGAGAGGUAACUAACAGGCCCACAAGUUGAAUGAGGUUUAAUUUCUACCUGAGGUAUUGUAGCCUUUUGUGAUUUAAAUGUAUCCCCUUACUCUUAAACUGUGAGGUGUUUGUUGCCGGCCAUGGGGAUAUAGGUGUAUAUAUUUUUUGAUCUGUUUUGAAUAACGUCGGAGAUAUUAUGAACCUUAUCUGUGUGCCUGUGUGUGCUCAGCCAUGCUGGCGGGUGCCACAGCCGUGUACACUCAGUUCAUCAGUCAGCUGACAGAGGAGGGCGAGCCCUGCUGCCCCGUGUGCCAGCGCAUCUUCCCCUCGGAGGCCGAGCUCCAGGACGUCAUCAACGACAUGCAGUCCAAGCUGCGCCUGGUCCCUGACAAGCUGAAGAACACAGAGCAGGACCUGAAGAGGAAGGAGAGGAGGAAGGACGACAUGAUGGCUCUCAAACCUGUCAGGUCAGAAUGGAUCGGGGGAGUACUUACUGCUUGUGCAUUUUCAUUGGAGAGGAUAGGCGUGGAUUAGGUUGCAAUUGUAGUUUUCUUCCACUAGAUGGUAGUGGAUGCCCGUACAAAGGGGAGGCACACAUCUUGAUCAGGCAGCCGCUGCACAUAACCUGUGAGAGGGGAUCAUGUUCUGGUACUUCAUAAUAGAUGGAUUUGAAAGUAAAAACCAUAUGAUAUGUCAUUUGUAUGGCUUGCUGCUGUUUGACUGGGGCAGAAAAAAUAUCACUCAAAACUGUUGUAAAUGUCCUGCUCCACUGCUCAUUUUAUUUUUUUGUUAUUUUACCUUUAUUUAACUAGGCAAGUCAGUUAAGAACAAAUUCUUAUUUACAAUGACGGCCUACACCGGCCAAACCCGGACGACACUGGGCUAAUUGUGCGCCGCCCUAUGGGACUCCCAAUCACAGCCGGUUGUGAUACAGCCUGGAAUCGAACCAGGGGGUCUGUAGUGACGCCUCAAGCACUGAGAUGCAGUGCCUUAGACCGCUGCGCCACUCAUGGCCCAUUAUCUUAACCCUUUCUCCACCUAAGCCAUAUGCUACUCUCAUCUCAGUUGAUCCACAUGAGUAGCUAACCCAGGCCCUGUUCUGUGCUGUGGGAACCACCAGGCAGUCUAUUGCUGAGCUGCAGGAGAAGGAGCUUCCUGAGCUCAGGAACCGGCUGCAGAACGUGAACCGGGACAUUGAGAGGCUGAAGGGGGAUGUGGAAGAGCAGGAGACACUGCUGUCCACUCUGAUGUCAGAGGAGAACACAGCCAAGGCCUGCCUGCAGGACAUCUCCCUCAUGGACAGAUACCAGGUCAGACCACAUAACAAUUAACAUAACACGGCCUGUGUGGUCUUCAUUCUAAAUGUGAAAGUCACUAAAUAGAGAUGUCAAUCUUUCAAUGUUUCUCUCUGUGUUUCUUUUAGGGAUGGGCUAGGUUAUUCGAAAAUUCAAACGGUCGUAGUAUUCGAUUACUUGCGAGAGUAUUAAUUCUUUAGAAGAAAAAUGAUAUACAGUGCAUUCGGAAAGUAUUCAGACCCCUUGACUUUUUCCACAUUUUGUUAAGUUACAGCCUUAUUCUAAAAUGGAUUAAAUAAAACAAUGUCCUCAUCAAUCUACAUAAUGACAAAGCGAAAACAUGUUUGCUAAGUUAUUUAUAUAUAUAUAUAACUAUUAGUUAUUCAGACCCUUUGCUAUGACACUUGAAAUUGAGCUCAGGUGCAUCCUGUUUGCAUUGAUCAUCCUUGAUGUUUCUACAACUUGAUUGGAGUCCACCUGUGGUAAAUUCAAUUGAUUGGACAUGAUUUGGAAAGGCACACAUCUGUGUGUAUAUAUAAGGUCCCACAGUUGACAGUGCAUGUCAGAGCAAAAACCAAGCCAUAAGGUCGAAGGAAUUGUCCGUAAAGCUCAGAGACAGGAUUGUCGAGGCACAGAUCUGGGGAAGGGUACCAAAACAUUUCUGCCACCUUGAAGGUCCCCAAGAACACAGUGGCCUCCAUUCUUAAAUGGAAGAAGUUUGGAACCACCAAGACUCUUCCUAGAGCUGGCCGCCACGGCCAAACUGAGCAAUCGGGGGAGAAGGACCUUGGUCAGGGAGGUGACCAAGAACCCGAUGGUCACUCUGACAGAGCUCCAGAGUUCCUCUGUGGAGCUUGGAGAGCCUUCCAGAAGGACAACCAUCUCUGCAGCACUCCACUGAUCAGGCCUUUAUGGUAGAGUGGCCAGACGGAAGCCACUCCUCAGUAAAAGGCACAUGACAGCCCACUUGGAGUUUGCCAAAAGGCACCUAAAGGACUCUGAAACUAUGAGAAACAAGAUUCUCUGGUCUAAUGAAACCAAGAUUGAAGUCUUUGGCCUGAAUGCCAAGCGUCACGUCUGGAGGAAACCUGGCACCAUCCAUACGGUGAAUUAUGGUGGUGGCAGUAUCAUGCUGUGGCCAAUGUUUUUCAGCUGCAGGGACUGGGAAACUGGUCAGGAUCGAGGGAACGAUAAACGGAGCAAAGUACAGAGAGAUUCUUGAUGAAAACCUGCUCAGGACCUCAGACUGGGGCGACGGUUCACCUUCCAACAGGACAGGUGUGCCAAGCUUGUAGCGUCAUACCCAAUAAAACCCGAGGCUGUAAUCACUGCCAAAGGUGCUUCAACAAAGGAACUGAGUAAAGGGUCUGAAUACUUAUGUAAAUGUGGUAUUUCAGUUGGGGUUUUUUUGCAAAAAAUUCUAACAACCUGUUUUUGCUCUGUCAUUAUAGGGUUGUUUGUGUAGAUUGAUGAGGGGAAAAAACGAUUUAAUACAUUUUAGGCUGUAACGUAACAAUGUGGAAGAAGUCAGGGGGUCUGAAUACUUUCCGAAUGCACUUUUUGUUUUUGGGGGGGGCGACCUGACCAAAUACACAUUGACAGAUCUAUAACUCAUAUUUCUUUCUCAUUGAAAGCAAGUCUAAGAAGCGGUAGAUCUCUUUCUAUGUGCAGUAUUUCUAUGCUUCCCGUUAAGUUUCAUUUUUUGCGUCUUUUACUUUCGGUUUUGUACACCAGUUCCAAAUAGCUUAAAAUAGAAUGUUAUUGAAAAUAUAUUUCACCACGGUUUAGAUGGUACAAUGCUUCUCUACACAACACUGAGUGUACAAAACAUUAGGAACACCUGCUCUUUCCAUGACAGACUGACCAGGUGAAGGCUAUGAUUACCUAUUGAUGUCACUUGUUAAAUCCACUUCAAUCAGUGUAGAUGAAGGGGAGGAGACCGGUUAAAGAAGAAUGUUUGAGUCAUGGAUUGUGUAUGUGUGCCAUUCAGAGGGUGAAUGGACAAGACAAAAUAUUUAAGUGCCUUUGAACAGGGUAUUACAUUUACAUUUUAGUCAUUUAGCAGACGCUCUUAUCCAGAGCGACUUACAGGAGCAAUUAGGGUUAAGUGCCUUGCUCAAGGGCACAUCGACAGAUUUUUCACCUAGUCGGCUCGGGGAUUAGAACCAGCGACCUUUCGGUUACUGGCACAACGCUCUUACCCACUAAGCUACCUGCCGCCCCCAUGGUAGGGUAUGGUAGUAGGUGUCAUGCUCACCAGUGUGAGUGUGUCAAGAACUGCAACGCUGCUGGGUUUUUCACACUCAACAGUGUCCCUUGUGUAUCAAUAAUGGUCCACCACCCAAAGGACAUCCAGCCAAUUUGACACAACUGUGGGCCGGCAUCCCUGUGGAAGGCUUUCGACAUGUUGUAUUCCAUGCCCCGACAAAUUGAGGCUGUUCUGAGGGCCAAAGGGGGUGCAACUCAAUGUUAGGAUAUAUAUUACUUUUCUACACUCAGUGCUUUUUUUUGUCACAUUAACUGAAAUUAGGAAAACUAUUAGAAUUUUAGCAACCAGGAAAUGGCAGACAUUUCUGCAUAUUAGUGCUGUGCGAUUUAACCGACAUUUCAGUUUUUUUCUUUGUAGUUAUUAAAUAACUAAUUGACCAAGGUUGGUUCAAUUACUUGGAAUUCCAUUUAUAAUGGUUUAGUUUUUUUGUGAAAUCAUUCACGAGAUAAGUCAACUCAAGAACUAUGUGGGACGCUGGGCUGAACGGAGUUGUAGUUUUCAUUAAGCAAAUAUUAAACUUAGUUCAGAGCAGAAACGUGGUAAUUGACUGCAAUGACCGUAAUCCGUUGCACAUGUUUUUUUCCAGCUCAGGCAGAGAUGGAUACACUUUUACGCCUGCUACGUUAGGUUAGAUACACACGGACAGCAUAGACCGCAUGAAAGAGGAAUGUACGCAACAAUUAGAGUGAGGGAUAGAGACAGUUGGUGAAAGUAUGCCUUGUCUUCUUUGAAGAACUAGUAAAAGCAUUUCGUCAGACAGCUCUGAAGCUAGCCUAGCGAAAUAAGAUGACUGAAGACAGAACACUGGGGAGUACAGAGAGAACGUUGUCUGGCUGCUACUGCCUGAGCAGAGAUGAGAUGAUGACUUUAAGGCAUUAAACAUAAUAAGUAAUAUACACAACUGAAAUAUUUUAUUUCAUAGUAAUUUCCUAUUUUUCCUAUUGAUGUCUACCCAUGUGGACCUGACGGAGACAAUGGAAUAUUUUUAAUGUUUUGGCAAUUGGCCCCUAGGGCUGGGGGAUAUGACCAAAAUAUAAUAUUACAGUAUAUGUCAAAUAUUUGCCUAUAUUUUAUGUUUUUGAACAAUAAAAGUUAUAAGUUUGCUUAUAACACACAUUCUAAGUGAUUUCAAUGGGUCUCUCUCCAUUCUGAUUGUUUUAUACUGUUCAAUUACACUUCAACCAAAAAUAAUUUUCUGCAUUUUCAUCAAUUUCUGCAUUUCCUGCACUCAUUUGAGAUCAUUUCCACACUGCCACGGAGGGCUGAACGAUAUGGGCAAAAAAUCUAGGCCUUAUUUUUAACCAAAUGUUGCAAUUGCAAUUUGACUUGUGAUUUAGAUCAAAACACUUGGGUGAACUGUUGGAAUCAUGGAAAAAUUAUGAUUAUUCUAACUCUAUAGUUAGAAGAUAACAGUGGUCCAGCCUCCCGAGUGGCGCAGCGGUCUAAGGCACUGCAUCGCAGUGCUAGAGGCGUCACUACAGACCCGGGUUCGAUCCCAGGCUGUGUCGCAGCCGGCCGCGACCGGGAGACCCAUGAGGCGGCGCACAAUUGGCCCAGCAUCGUCCGGGUUAGGGGAGGGUUUGGCCGGCUGGGAUGUCCUUGUCCCAUCGUGCUCUAGCGACUCCUUGUGGCGGGCCGGGCGCAUGCACGCUGAUUUUGGUCGCCAAGUGUACAGUGUUUCCUCCGACACAUUAGUGCGGCUAGCUUCCAGGUUAAGCGAGCUGUGUGUCAAGAAGCAGUGCGGCUUGGCAGGGUCAUGUUUCAGAGGACGCAUGGCUCUCGACCUUCGCCUCCGUACGGGAGUUGCAGCGAUGGGACAAGACUGUAACUACCUAUUGGAUAUCACGAUAAAAAAUAUUUAAAAAAGAUCACAGUGGGCACGAAUGAAUACGAAUGAAAAUGCCAGGGAGGAGUCAUUGUGACAGGGUAGGAACCAAAGUGUUGGUCAGUGUUUCCUAGGUGACCCUAUAAUCUUUGGCUACAUUAAAAAAAAGACAAUUCUUAGCUACUUCAUGUAGCUAACGUAUUCAGGCUUCGCCUAUUCCUCUUUGGUCUUGAUACUGUUGCACAAACAACAUGCUGAUUUAGGCCUACACCAUCAUUGGUAUCAGGCUGUAUAGCUAGCUACGUUUAGUCUGACUCAGUACAUUUAUUAGUUUGCUAGCGGCUAACAUGACUUAGCCACAACUUGCUAAGAAAAGACAAACUAGCUGUUAGCUGUUACUAAUAGUGUAAUUAUAUAACACUUGUGGAUUUCUAUUAAGAAGCAAAGUGGAAACCGCAUUGUUGUCACCAACAUUGUUGCAUGUGACGCAUUGACCAUGCAGACUGAAGGCAAGCGUCUGUGCAUCAAUACCGGUAUAUAGUAAAAUUCGGUAUACUGCCCAGCCCUAAUUGAAUGUUCACUAUUUUGGGCUUUGGAAUUUCCAUUAAAAAGCUCUAAAAUAAUUGUCAUUAUUUCAUAAUGCAUUUCAUGUAAAACAAGAAUUUAAACCGAAAUCAAAAACCAUGAUUAUUUUUUAAAUCAUAUAACUGAAACCGAACCGACCUAGAAAAGCACUAAUCGCAAAGCACUACUGCAUAUUGCACCUUUAACAAUGAAAAGGCUUUGUAUAAAAUAAAAUGAUCUAUGUGACAUUGCUACAUAGCCUACAGGGAUAGACCAUUACAUUUGUCAUUUUUAUAAAAGAACGGUUUUAUGACAGUUUGUAUGAGUGCUCCCCAUUUUAAAAAAUAAAUAAAAAACUGCUAACUUAGUUGGCUACAGUAGCUAGCUUCUUUACAUCAAUUUGAUGCAGUCAGGACAGGCACUACCAGAUGGUAUGAUACAUAACCUAUGUCAGCAACAACUUUGUGUUUGGCUACUUUAUCUCCGUCUGUCUCCUUCCAUGCAGUACACAGACUGUCUCACACACCGGCCCCUGCUCCUCUCCCGCCGCUCCCCCACCCUUCUGCUGAAACAAGCAGAGCACAGCGCACCAGCUCUCUCCCGAGUCGCGCAAGAAAGUCCCCAUUUGAAGUACAAAAUAAAAAUAAACGUUCAAAUGUAUUUCGACUAUCCAGAUAUCUGAAAAAAAAUACUAUUACUCAAAUAGUGAAAUAAUUUCAAAUGGCCAUCCCAUAGUUUCUUUCUAUGCUUCUCUCUUUCCCCUCCUUCCUGUUGUGGUAACCUCCUCUGCCUGUGUGUGUCCUUGGUCUCCAGCUGGACCUGAAGGAUGUGGAGAGGAAGAUAGCCCAGCAUGCUGCCAAGCUGCAGGGAGUGGACCUGAGCCGCACCAUCCAGCAGGUCAACCAGGAGAAACAGGAGACCCAGCACCGCCUGGACACAAGUACGACCUGCCAAAUUCCUUAUAUUAAGCAAACCAGAUGGCACCAUUUCCUUGUUUUUGUUUUUAUUUACCGAUUGCCAGGGGCACACUCCAACACUCAGACAUAAUUUACAAAUUAAGCAUGUGUGUUUAGUGAGUCCGCCAGAUCUGAGGCAGUAGGGAUGACCAGGGAUGUUCUCUUGAGAAGUGUGUGAAUUGGACCAUUUUGCUGUCCUGCUAAGCAUUAAAAAUGCAACAAGUGCUUUUGGGUGUCAGGGAAAAUGUAUGGAGUAAAAAGUACAUGAUUUUCUUUAGGAUUGUAGUGAAGUAAAAGUGUAAGUUGUCAAAUAUAAAUAGUAAUGUACAGAUACCCCAAAAAACUACUUAAGUAGUACUUUAAAGUAUUUUUACUUAGAUAUUUUACACCACUGGACGUUGGUUGCUCCCACGGGAGACCCGGGUUCAUAUCCCGUGUGUUACAUAGGUAUAUCAUAAUAUCUAUUCCACUGCACUUAUACUGUAUUACUAUGAAUUCCAAUGUUAUUUGAUUCAUUGCAGCGUCCAGCAAGAUUGAGCUGAAGCGUAAGCUGAUCCAGGACCAGCAGGACCAGAUCCAGAGCCUGAAGAGCAGCGUGAACGAGACCCGGGUGAAGAAGCUGCAGAUCUCCAGUAACAUGCAGAAGCAGCAGCAGCUGGAGGAGCAGUGUGUGGAGUUCACCACUGAGAUCCAGGCUCUGCACAGAGAGAUCAGGGUAAAACUCCACUCAGCUCAGAGCAGUGACCUGACUGAGGAAACUAUCUGGAAUCAUACUAAAACCUCAGUGUUUGGUAGAACUGGUUAUAACAUGUUUUCUUCUUCUGUAGUGGCUCUGAAGUUUUGUAGUCUUAGUAUUAAGAGAUGGUCAUGGUGGAUAGCUUUAUCAGUGUAUCAAUGUUGUCUCCUCCCUGUGUUGUGUUCAGGAAGCUAAGGAGCAGGUGUCCCCUCUGGCCAGCACCCUGGAGAAGCUGCAGCAGGAGAGGCUGGAUUUGAUGGAGCGCAGGAAGCAGAGGCAGGAGGAGGGACAAGAGAAGGUACCACCAUCACCCCUCCCUUCUUUCUUUUUUUAUUAUUUAAGUGUCCAACCUUUCUUGCUAAUUCUGUCAGUGCUAAUGGAGGACUGCAUAUUAAGUCUGAAAACAGUGUUCCUCCAGUCACUGGAGGACUUUGUCUAUCGCCUACUAACCUUGUCUCAUAAGCCUGGUACAUCAACCAUUCAAAGUGACCAUAGUGAAUAAAGUAUUUGUCAUUUAAUUGGAGUGAGAUCAAACAGCUGCGAGGUAUGCCUCUGUGCUUGUGGUGUGCUCGCGUAAUGGGGAGAGUUGGUUGGUAGAUUAAGCCAGUGCUGAUGCGGCAGGAGUUUUUCCCCGGUCUUUCUCUAUUGGCUAACAAAGUUUGACGUGUUGGUCCACUAGAAUCUUGGCACCUUUGUGCGGAAGUGUCUGGGAACAAGAUUAACUGCAUACCAUGUCUCAAUCAUGCCAGUAUCAUUAUUUAUUUUAAUGCAGCACUUCUAACCACCUGUUCAUUCCCUCCAUCCCAGAUAAAUGGCAUCAAAGACAAAGUUAAAAGCAUGGCCGACGUUGAAAGGGACAUUACCAAAUACACAGAAGAGGGCAAGGAUGAAUACAAAGAGGUAAACAUGGAUUCUGUUUGUUUCUCAACCCCUCAUAAGCAUUAUCUCAAUCUCUUGACGCAUUUGUCAUGUGGUGUUUCUAUUGAAGCAAAAAGAGGGGGAGCUCCAAGAGGCCAAAACUCAGGUCCACGAGGCAGAGAAGCAACGGGAGAAGAUUAACAAAGACAGUGGAAACAUCAGGCAGGACAUAGACACUCAGAAGGUGAGCUCAGAUGGCAUAUCUCUUUCCCCUAAUUACGUCUUUGUCUCUCCUUUUGCUCCCCCAUCCAGGAAGUUACCAGUGUGCUGUGAUGAUGGAACAAUAAACUAUUGGUCAUGUUUGUAAAUGUUGAAAUCUGUGAAGCUUGAGGUCUGGGUGACAGUGUGACAUGUGAUCCGUAUCUGUCAUUAUCAUUGAAGGUCCAAGAGCGUUGGCUGCAGGACAACCUGACGUUGAGGAAGCGCAUCGAGGAGCUGAAGGACGUUACCAAGAAACGAGAGGCUCUGAUGAAGGAUAUGGGGAACAUGCAAGUCCUGCAGCUACACAAGUAAGACCGCCUCCUCGUCCAUGCUCACCUGCACCUGGGAGUGGUCCCAAAACACACAUAUGCUUCUGCUGCUAAUCAGUGCCUCCCAGCUUCCAUAACCAGAUUCCAUGUUAGUGGUGUCAGUUCAUAGGACCUACUCCCUCUUGGUGGAGAUGAAACCCUUGUAGGACUCCUGUUACGAAGUGACCCAUCUGAAAUACCUCAGAAUAUACCCUAGGCCUACACAUCAGGCUGUAAGUGUGCCCUCUUCCCUGGCUACUAGUGAGCAUCGGGAGUCAGAGAGUUGGUGGUGUCAGCUCAUAGAACCUUUUAACACAGAAUCUCUUUGGAGACACCAUCCCUUUUAUCACUGUAACAUGAAAUCUGUGUGUAGUAUGUCUCUGUGUCCUCUGUCCCUCUCCCCUGGUUGUCAGUGAGCGCAGGGAGUCUGAGCAGCGCGUGGACGACCUGAAGAAGAACCGCAGUGUGGCACUGGGCCGACAGAAGGGCUUCGAGGAGGAGAUCAUCCGCUUCCGCAAGGAGCUCCGCGAGGACCAGUACGGCAAGGCCGACGAACGCUUCCGGGACAAGAUGAUCGUCAUGAGGACCACGGAGCUGGCCAACAAGGACCUGGACAUUUACUACAAGGCCCUGGACCAGUGAGUUGUUGACAGGGUGGGUAGGGGGGAGGAGGGUGGUGCGGUGGUGAUGGUGAUGGGUCUGUUUCCAUUAAGACUCAUGGUUGUAGAGGCAGUCGUGUGAGUUUGACUUACAGGAUGUGCAACCAUACCAGUUCCUCAACAACACAAAGGAUAAGCCAUUUAGUCUGAUCAUAUACAUCAUAAUUGAGUAGACCUAUAGUCUAAACUAAUAUGACCAUAUAAUUUAGUUAUUUUCUCAUCUGUAAUAUUUGUCAGGUCAUCUGGCAACACUUGGUGCCAACACUUAAAAUCGGAUAAAGGAAAAGAAAGGGGAACUACUGUGCAUAAUGCUGCUGUUAUCAAUAGUUUAGGUAUUGAUGCCUGGAUGUGACACUCAUCUGGACUCACUAGUCAUACAUAUGUGGGCGAUUUAUCCUACCGCAGACUUUCCAGAUGGUUUGCUGAUGUGAAGUGAGUCAUUACAUGAAACUGAUUCUCUGUCCUCCCCUUCAAGACAAUACGUGAGUUGACAAGUUUUCACUCUUGGUUUGUGAAACUGCAACUAUACAUACCAACAGGUGAUUAGGCUACAUACAUAUCUGCACAAUGACAGUAAUACAGUGCAUUCGGAAAGUAUUCAGACCCCUUGACUUUUUCCACAUUUUGUUAGGUUACAGCCUUAUUCUAAAAUGGAUUAAAUAGUUUUUUCCGCCUCAUCAAUCUACACACAAUACCCCAUAAUGACAAAGCAAAAACAGGUUUUUAGACAUUUUUGCACAUUUAUAUAUGAAGAAUGAUAUCACAUUUACAUAAGUAUUCAGACCCUUUACUCAGUACUUUGUUGAAGCACCUUUGGCAGCGAUUACAGCCUCGAGUCUUCUUGGGUAUGACACUACAAGCUUGGCACACCUGUAUUUGGGGAGUUUCUCCCAUUAUUCUCUGCAGAUCCUCUCAAGCUCUGUCAGGUUGGAUGGGGAGCGUCGCUGCACAGCUAUUUUCAGGUCUCUCCAGAGAUGUUCAAUUGGGUUCAAGUCAGGGCUGUGGCUGGGCCACUCAAGUACAUUCAGAGCUACUCCUGCAUUGUCUUAGCUGUGUGCUUGGGGUUGUUGUCCUGUUGUAAGGUGAACCUUCGCCCCAGUCUGAGGUCCUGAGCGCUCUGGAGCAGGUUUUCAUCAAGGAUCUGUGUACUUUCUUCAUUCAUCUUUACCUCGAUCCUGACUAGUCUCCCAGUCCCUGCCGCUGAAAAACAUCCCCACAGCAUGAUGCUGCCACCACCAUGCUUCACCAUAUGGUUGGUGCCAGGUUUCCUCCAGACAUGGCGCUUGGCAUUCAGGCCAAAGAGUUCAAUCUUGGUUUCAUCAGACCAGAGAAUCUUGUUUCUCAUAGUCUGCGAGUCCUUUAGGUGCCUUUUGGCAAACUCCAAGCGGGCUAUCAUGUGCCUUUUACUGAGUAGUGGCUUCCGUCUGGCCACUCUACCAUAAAGGCCUGAUUGGUGGAGUGCUGCAGAGAUGGUUGUCCUUCUGGAAGAUUAUCCCAUCUCCACAGAGGAACUCUGGAGCUCUGUCAGAGUGACCAUCGGGUUCUUGGUCACCUCCCUGACCCAAGUCCCUUCUCCCCCGAUUGCUCAGUUUGGCUGGGUGGCCAGCUCUAGGAAGAGUCUUGGUGGUUCCAAACUUCUUCCAUUUAAGAAUGAUGGAGGCCACUGUGUUCUUAGGGACCUUCAAUGCUGCAUAAUUUUUUUGGUACCCUUUCCCAGAUCUGUGCCUCGACACAAUCCUGUCUCUGAGCUCUACGGACAAUUCCUUCAACCUCAUGGCUUGGUUUUUGCUCUGACGUGCACUGACAACUGUGGGACCUUAUAUAGACAGAUGUGUGCCUUUCCAAAGCAUGUCCUAUCAAUUGAAUUUACCACAGUUGGACUCUAAUCAAGUUGUAGAAACAUCUCAAGGAUGAUCAUUGGAAACAGGAUGCAGCUGAGCUCAAUUUCGAGUCUCAUAGAAAAGGGUCUGAAUACUUAUGUAAAUACAUUUCUGUUUUUUAUUUUUAAUACAUUUGCAAAAAUGUCUAAACCUGUUUUUGCUUUUGUCAUUAUGGAGUAUUGUGUGUAGAUUGAUGAGGAUUAUUUCAUUUUUUUGAAUACGACUGUAACGUAACAAAAUGUGGAAAAAGGGAAGGGCUCUGAAUACUUUCCAAAUGCACUGUACACGUGCUGUGUAUAUGUUAAAGCUGUAUUGCCCUGUCGAUGGCAGACAGUAUGAUUAGCCUGCAUAAAGGCAGGUCUUGGGAGGAAGUGACAGCUCAACUCUCUCAAUGAGAUAUCAUCUGUGUUGGCUUAGUGGCAUCAGCAGGCAGGCCAGCAGCAUAGCGGUGGUAGGGAUAAUCAGCUCUCUGGUUGUUAUCAUGUAUCCAAUGCAGAGCAUAGAGCCCAUGCAAUCAGUGUGAGUCAACCCUGUGAGUUUGCAUUUGGUUGGAAGUGAAGGAAUGGCAUUGUCUUUUGUCCAAGAUACCAUAAAAAAAAUAUAUAUAUACUAUUGAAAAUAUUAAUGUGUGGAGUGUGUCCCAUUGUCAUGGUUGAUUUAUUGAUCUAUUUUGAAAAUAAUAAAUAAGAAGGGGGAAAAAAAGUAUAUAAAAAUAAAUACAUCGUAAAGCAUAUUGUUCAUUGCAGAAGUCAUUGACUCACCUUAGUGAGCCGUUUGUUUGUUUGGCCAAUUGAACAUGAGAAGUAACAGAUUUAUAUGAAGGAGCUCCUGUCCCCUUAUGUUACCUAACCCACGCCCAAUGAGCUUCUCAUGGUGAUGGUAAUCACUGCCUUCUAAGAAACGAAUUUAUAACUUACAGAUAUGAUCACAUCCUGUAGAUAAUUUAGUAAGCAGAAUAAUAUAUUGUAUUUUUGGCCAUACCAAAUGUCGAAGGGAAUUCAAGAGAAACCGCAAAGCCUGGUCAUCUUUUUUAUUUGCACCCACCUAGAGCUUGGUGAUACAGACAAUAAUCCAUAUCAUGAUAAAUUAAAUAAACGAUAAGUUUUUAACAUUAAUAUGCACAACAGAUACCCUUAUCUACUACUACUUUGACAUUUUUAGCUUUAAAUGUCCUGUUAGCAGUCACCCAUAUUGGCUUGACUUAUUUCAUUUCAAACUUCAAAUUGUUCUAGUAUAGGCUACUCAUUUGUAAAUAACUGUCAGUGAAAUGUCCUCGAUAAGUGGUCGGUGUCUAUGAUUUACAGUUCAUAGUACCAGCUCUACACCCACCCAAUCUUAACAUCUUUAUCCCUCUCAAUCUUUAUUUGAACUUUGUUUUCUAUCACCUACUGUUAGGCCUAUGCCUAAUCCUGUUGAAAAGCAUCAAUGCCAACGUCAUCUUAAAAACUGUGGGUUUUGCCCAUUUUCAGUUGUACCCAAUGUCCUCUUCUACAGAACCAUAAUGAAGUUUCACAGUAUGAAGAUGGAGGAGAUCAACAAAAUUAUCCGGGACCUCUGGCGCAGCACAUACCGAGGACAAGGUCUCUGAGCUAGUAUUAUUUUGAGUGAUUUGUUUUUUAAUUGCACAACUGAAAGCAUGUGCCUGCCUGGAGUAUCAUUUUGUAAUGUUAUAAAUUCUAUAAAAUGAUCAAAUGUAUCCUCAACCCCCAUCCAUCUUGUAUCGCUUCAGCAGCAUGUAGCAGUAUGCUGUGUAACAGGACUGCCCAAUACCAGUUCUAACUAACCUGAUUCAGUUUGUCAACCAACUCGUUUUUAGAAUCAGGUGUGCUAGAUUAGGAGUGUGAACCUAAAGAGCGGUAGCUCUCCAGGAACAGGGUUGGGCAACCCUGCUGCGUAAUGACCACGCUUUGUGUCUGUGUUGUCACCCCAUACUGGAUCAAUUAGUCAUGCGAUUAUCCAUUAAGUCUAAAUGUUCUUCCUCCCUUGCUAUCCUCCAGACAUUGAGUAUGUGGAGAUCCGUUCUGAUGUGGAUGAGAAUUCUUCAGGGGCGGGAGUGAAGAGGAGGACCUAUAAUUACCGUGUGGUGAUGGUGAAGGGAGACACAGCACUGGACAUGAGGGGUCGCUGCAGUGCCGGCCAGAAGGUGCGGUAUUGGAUGCUUCACCUACUUCCUGUAGCUCAAACUGAUUGAGCUCACAGGUAGCUCAUCACAUCAGACAGCUAUAAUCUGGCAUAAUCGUGAGAGGGCAUGGAGGGCAUUACCCCCUUAUGGAUAUAGGUGUGGCAGUGUGUUGGUAAAUGUGAUGAUGACGUGUUGGUGUGCAUGUACGUAUAGGUCCUGGCCUCCCUCAUCAUCCGUCUGGCUCUGGCUGAGACCUUCUGUCUGAACUGUGGCAUCCUGGCCCUGGACGAGCCCACCACCAACCUAGACAGGGAGAACAUUGAGUCCCUCGCACACGCCCUCGUGGAGUGAGUACAUUUGUCCAAUAGCCUGCUUCAUCUGAAUGGCAACAUUUCCCUCGUUUGGUCACCUUGGAGCAAACUUAUGCACUCCAAGGAAAGGUCAACUACAGUGAGCUCCAAAAGUAUUGGGACAGUGACACAUUUGUUGUUUUGGCUCUGUACUCCAGCACUUUGGAUUUGAAAUGAUACAAUGACUGAGGUUACAGUGUGGACUGUCAGCUUUAAUUUGAGGGUAUUUUCAUUCAUAUCAGGUGAACGGUUUAGAAAUUACAGCACUUUUUGUACAUAGUCCCCCCAUUUUAGGGGACCAAAAGUAUUAGGACAAAUUCACUUGUGUAUUAAAGUAGUCAAAAGUUUAGUAUUUGGACCUAUAUUCCUAGCACACAAUGAUUACAUCAAGCUUGUGACUCUACAAACUUGUUGGAUGCAUUUGCUGUUUGUGUUUCAGAUUAUUUUGUACCCAAUAGAAAUAAAUGGUUUUAUUCACUGUUCAUUCAGGAUUAUCUGUAAUCAUGGUAGAAACAUCUUAUUUACAAUAAAAGUGACUCCAAAAUGACACAAUACAUUAUUUACCCUGAAUUUCUAUUGAGCACAAAAUAAUCUGAAACGCAACCAAAUCAAACAGCAAAUGCAUCCAAGCUUGAUGUAGUCAUUGUGUGCUAUGAAUAUGGGACCAAAUACUUAACUUUUGACUACUUUAAUACACAUGUAAGUGAGUUUGUCCCAAUACUUUUCGUCCCCUAAAAUGGGGGGACUAUGUACAAAAAGUGCUGUAAUUUCUAAAUGGUUUACCAAAUAAGGAUGAAAAUGUUGUCUCCUGAGUGGCGCAGUGGUCUAAGGCACCGCAUCGCAGUGCUAACUGUGCCACUAGAGAUCCUGGUUCGAAUCCAGGCUCUGUCGCAGCCGGCCGUGACCGGGAGACUCAUGGGCGGCGCACAAUUGGCCCAGCGUCGUCCAGGGUAGGGGAGGGAAUGGCCGGCAGGGAUGUAGCUCAGUUGAUAGAGCAUGGCGUUUGCAACGCCAGGGUUGUGGGUUCGUUUCCCACGGGGGGCCAGUAUAAAAAAUAAAUAAUAAUAAUAUGUAUUCACUAACUGUAAGUCGCUCUGGAUAAGAGCGUCUGCUAAAUGACUUAAAUGUAAAUGAAAAUACCAUCAAAUUAAAGCUGACAGUCUGCACUUUAACCUCAUAGUCAUUGUAUCAUUUCAAAACAACAAAAAAUGUGUCACUGUCCCAAUACUUUUGGACCUCACUGUAUCUUUAUGUACAAACAUUUUGGGAUUCUUUCAAAAUUCCAGAUUUCAGCUGCAUAGUUGUAGGACACGCACAUUAAUUAUAGUUGUCAUCUAAUUUUGCUGAGCCAAGUCCUUUGCAAUCUGGAAACUGUCAUCACCCCACCAAUUGUUUAUCAUCUUCAUCUACCGCUGUCCCAAACCUAACCCAAAGUGUCAAACUGAACUAUCUGAUCCAAACCUAACCCAGAGUUUCUAACUGAACUAUCUGAUCCAAACCUAACCCAGAGUUUCUAACUGAACUAUCUGAUCCAAACCUAACCCAGAGUUUCUAACUGAACUAUCUGAUCCAAACCUAACCCAGAGUUUCUAACUGAACUAUCUGAUCCAAACCUAACCCAGAGUUUCUAACUGAACUAUCUGAUCCAAACCUAACCCAGAGUUUCUAACUGAACUAUCUGAUCCAAACCUAACCCAGAGUUUCUAACUGAACUAUCUGAUCCAAACCUAACCCAGAGUUUCUAACUGAACUAUCUGAUCCAAACCUAACCCAGAGUUUCUAACUGAACUAUCUGAUCCAAACCUAACCCAGAGUUUCUAAAGAGACUCUGGCAAUGACAGUUUUGCCACUGAAUUCCUUGGUCUGCUUGACUCCCUUGGAUUUACCCAGCUUGUUGACCAUUGACAACCUGACUGGUUCAGACAUUGAGCUCUCUGACCACAAAGUAAUAUCUAUGGAUUUAAAGCCCCCCCCCCCCCCCCCCCCCCCCCCCCCCCUGCAGUUAGUGUACUAUGUCUUUUCACAAUCUCAAAUCUCUCAACCCCAGUCUCAUCUUUGGGGCUCUAGAAGCUCUAUCAGCCCUUAUACCCAGCCCACUGGAAGAUACAGUAUCUCGGUAUGACGACUCUUGCUACACCUCUCAAUGACUUGGCCCCCCUAAAGACCAGAGUAGUUUCAUUCUAGCGCUCGGCCCCCUCGUACACUGAUGAACUGCGCUCCAUGAAAAUGGCUGGGCGGCACCUUGAGCGGCAAUCCAGGAAGUCUGGGCUAUCUAUCCAUGCCCAAAUGUAUGACCACAGCAGAGUACAAAACCCCAGAUUCCAGCUGCAUAGUUCAAUAUAGGACACGCACAUGAAUUAUAGUCGUGUCAUCUAAUAUUUUGGGUUGGAAACCAUCCAGUGUUCAGCUCAUUUACCUGAACACAGGCGAUCAUAAAAAUGUUCAUCCACCCCAGUAUUAAUACGUUUGAAGGCAAGUACAUGUUAGUUCAGCAGAUUUUUAUUUAGGAUGGUUACUGCUGAGAGGAUGAAGGAUUUCUUUAGGCUGUUUUUGCUUGCACCUUUACUCUUCUACCUGACGGCAGAAUUUUGAAGGAUUCGUGCAGUGGGUGGGUGUUGUCAUUGAAGAAAAGUACGUUUUAAAAGUAUAGGAAUACUAUUUGUACAAUAUCUUGACACUACUUUUCUCUGCUCAGAAUCAUCAAGAGCCGCUCGCGCCAGCGCAACUUCCAGCUGCUCAUCAUCACCCACGACGAGGACUUUGUGGAGCUCCUGGGGCGCUCCAACUACGUGGAACACUUCUACCGUAUCAGGAAGAACAUGGACCAGUGCUCUGAGAUCACCAAGUGCAGCGUCUCCUCCCUCACCUCCUACCUGCACUGAGUUAUCAUAGGCAUAUUACACUAGAAAUUUAAUGAAAACAAUUGAUAAAUGCCGACCUGAAAAAUAUGUGUGCGGCCUAUCCAAGAAUUUCCUGUUUGCAGAACAAAAACGUGCACUACAGUACUGUAUUCCAGUUAGCGUUGGGAUCUGUGCCUAAAGCAGACCACAGUAGUUUCUGUUCACUUCAGUUGUUUUAGCAGGGAUUUCUGUUCUUUGAAAGGAUGCAAUUAAUUCAGUUAGUUGGCAGAUUAGACCUGGAGGCCCCGUUGUUGGUUACCACUUUUAUCCGGUUUUCGGCGAAACGCCUCUGUCUUGGUGACGCUUGCUAAUCAACCACAUCUCAAUCAAGAUAUUCAUAAUGUGUCUCAUACAGUUGACUGCAUUAGCUGACGCUGCAAUAAAAUGU
Molecule: messenger RNA, 53662 nt
Organism: Coregonus sp. 'balchen'
Lineage: Eukaryota; Metazoa; Chordata; Actinopteri; Salmoniformes; Salmonidae
Source: the annotation of a GenBank genome assembly